AGCAUGCGGGUGUGUUUGACCUGAUCGCGAACGACGAUCGAAUUCUAUUGUGCCGUAUUAUUGCGCCAAGCAGAAAGCUACCGCGUUGACAGAUGUCGAUCGACUGAUCUCCCGAUCAUUUUCUGUUCCAGCCAAGAUGAAACACCUUUGGCCGUUUGUGGCGUGGACGCUUCUGUUCCUGUGUCCGGUCGAAUCUCUGAGAGGACUCGGCCACGGACCAAGAAGAGAAGUGUUCUUCCUGAACCUGGAGGACGGCUACUUCGGGUGCCAGGUGAACGAGUCGACGGAAGUGCUGCAGCUCCUCGAAUUGUCCAAGCUGUGCGACGACCACGUCGACUGUUACCAAGGCACGGACGAGCAACGCGACAGAUUAAAGUGUACAGACGAUUGCACGAAGGAGGACGGGACCAGGUGUCUGAACGGCGUGUGCCUUGGCUCCGUGUGCCACUGUAACGACGGUUUCGGUGGUUGUAAUUGUCAGGUACCGGACGAGAACGAGUGCAAAUACCGGCCCUGCGAUAUAUUCGCGCAUUGCACGAACACUCUCGGCAGCUUCCAAUGUUCCUGUUUCCCCGGCUACCAAGGCGACGGUUUCCAUUGCGAAGACAUCAACGAGUGCGAUAACCCGGCAUUCGCCGCGAGAUGCGUCGAGAACGCCGAGUGCUGCAACCUUCCCUCCAACUUCCUAUGCAAAUGCAAACCCGGCUACAUCGGCGACGGCGAGGUGCAUUGCGAGGAUGUGAACGAGUGCGUGAUACCUGGCGCGUGCGGCGACAACACCGUGUGCAACAAUAUCCCGGGGAAUUACACCUGCGCCUGCCAACCCGGCUUCACGGGAGACCCGUACGAAUCUUGUAUCGAUAUCAACGAGUGCAAUUACGUGGGUGCCUGCGGAAGGGGUGCGCUGUGCAUCAACUUGGCGGGUGGGCACAAAUGCGAGUGUCCCGAGGGUUAUAACGGCAACCCCGAGGAGGAAUGCGUGGACGUAGACGAGUGCCUGCGCACUCCUUGCGGCCGUUCGGCCCAGUGCACCAACCUGGACGGCGGUUUCCGCUGCGCUUGCCCGGAAGGAACGAGCGGCGAUCCUUGGAUAGGCUGUCACGAUAUAAACGAAUGCGAGGAGGGCGCACCAUGUGGCACGGAUGCGGUGUGCGUGAACACGGAGGGUAGUUUCGAGUGCAGGUGUCGGGCAGGCUAUCAGAUGGACCCGACGCACGGUUGCAUCGACGUGAACGAGUGUGGUCGAACGGAUGCAUGCGCGGAGAACGCGAGAUGCAUCAACGUGCCCGGAUCGUACAAGUGUAUCUGCCCCCAGGGUUUCAUCGGUCAAGGACUAACACUGUGCGAAAACGUGAACGAAUGUGAGACAAACCCUUGCGGCGAGAACGCUGAAUGCAGCGACACGAUUGGCAGCUUCGUGUGCAGUUGCAAGACGGACUACACUGGGGAUCCUUUUAAGGGAUGCAGCGACAUCGACGAGUGCACAGCGUUAGAGAGCCCUUGCGGGAGAAACGCGAUUUGCAAGAACAAGGAUCCUGGUUACAAUUGCGUCUGUCCACCGGGAUACAGUGCCAAUCCGAAUCCGACGAUCGCCUGCGAACAGACCGACGUGACCACGCUCUGCAAAUCGAAUUUCGAUUGCGUGAACAACGCCGAGUGCAUCGAAGAGCAAUGCUUCUGCAAGAACGGAUUCAAAGCUGUUGGAGCCGAGUGCGUGGACGUUGACGAGUGUCUUUCGAACCCGUGUGGACCUGCAUCGAUUUGCACCAACACGAGGGGUAGUUAUCACUGCGAAUGCGAGUCUGGUUUCGUUGGAACCCCGCCCCAUACACCGUGUAAAGCACCGUGCGACGAAGUAACUUGUGGCGAUCACGCGUAUUGCAAAGCGGACGGCCACGAAGCUUAUUGCAUCUGCGAAGACGGAUGGACUUUCAAUCCGAACGACAUCGCGGCUGGAUGCGUUGAUAUAAACGAAUGCGACGCGAUAAACGGCCCUUCGGGACGUUGUGGCAAAAAUGCGAUCUGUACGAAUACUUUGGGCGGAUUCAGUUGUCAGUGCAAGCCAGGAUUCUCGGGGAAUGCUUUCAAACAAUGCAUGGAUGUGGACGAAUGUACGAGAUCAGAUACUUGCGGUCAUGGGGCCACCUGCACGAAUACCGAGGGUUCGUACUCGUGCACUUGUCCAGAGGGAACUAUUCCGGAUCCUGAUCCUUACAUCAAGUGUGUCGGCAUAGUUACGUGCGACGUUGAUGGCGAUUGCCCUGGAAAUGCCAUUUGCGAUCCGCAAAAGCGUUGCCUGUGUCCCGAGCCUAACGUUGGAAACGACUGCAGACAUCCGUGCGAGGAUUUGACCUGCGGGCCGAAUGCCCAUUGCAUGCUGUCCAACGACGUGGCCACAUGUCUCUGCCGCAGUGGUUACACGGGCAAGCCUGGGGUGAAGGGCGGUUGCAGGGAUAUCGACGAGUGCGCCAUCAAUCCAUGCCCACAAGGCGCCAUCUGCAACAACGAGCCAGGAUCGUUCUCUUGCCAGUGUCCGAGCGGUACCACGGGUGAUCCGUACAGCGGUGGUUGUCAGGAAUCGAAGGCCCCUCACGUUUGCGGACCGAGCACACCGUGCCCUGCCGGGGAACAGUGCAUCAAGGAUGAAUUCAUUGGAAGCAGCGUUUGCAUCUGUCAGAGAGGAUACACCAGGGAUCACGAGAGUGGAAAGUGUAGGGAUAUUAACGAAUGUAUGGAGCUCAGAGAUAAGCCCGCCUGCGGCGUUAACGCCAUCUGUAAAAAUUUACCCGGAAGUUACGAGUGCCAGUGUCCACCUGGAUUUAGGAAUCCUUUCUCGCUUUGUGAAGAGUGCAACAGUAUCGAGUGCCAAUGUCAGCCUCCGUACAAGAUCGUCAAUGGGAAAUGCAUGUUGGCUGGAUGUUCCAAAGGCGAGAAGUGUCCAAGCGGCGCGGAAUGUAUCACAAUCGCGGGUGGAGUGAGCUACUGCGCUUGUCCCAAAGGAUAUACGACCAAGAGUGACGGUUCUUGCGAGGAUAUAAACGAGUGUAUCGUCGGUCAUCAAGUAUGCGGUUACGGGGCAGAGUGCAUGAACCUUCCAGGAUCGCAUCAGUGCGUUUGCCCGCACGGUUACGGUGGCGAUCCGUACAACGGUCUUUGUUCCCCAGCUCAGAAGAGGUGUACGAGCGACAACGAGUGCAAAGCCAACGAGAAAUGCGUCCAGCCUGGCGAAUGCGUUUGUCCGCCACCGUUUUACACCGAUCCCCUCGACGGAAACCUUUGCAAAAAUCCUUGCGACAGAUUUCCAUGCGGCAUAAACGCGAAAUGCACGCCAAGCGAUCCACCGAGGUGCAUGUGCGAGGCUGGUUACGAGGGGGAUCCUCAACACGGUUGCGUGGAUGUGAACGAGUGCGCGAAUAAUCCUUGCGGACACGGUGCCUAUUGCAUCAACACGAAAGGCGAUCACAUUUGCGAAUGUCCGAAGGGGACAGUGGGCGAUCCUUAUGGAGGUGGUUGUACCGGAGCCGUGGCCAAGAACGAGUGUACCUCGAACGACGAUUGCGACAAUCUGUUCGCCUGCGUCAACGGCAGGUGCGCGAACCCUUGCGACAAUAUACCUUGCGGGCCAAACGCUUAUUGCGAGCCGGACAAGCAUGCCGCGUGGUGUCGAUGCGUGAUCGGAUUCGUGGAGGGCAAGAACAACGAAUGCGUUUCACAAUGCGAUGGGUUCGUCUGUGGUUCCGGGGCACAGUGCAUCGUGAGUUAUAGCGGGCCAACGUGCAAGUGCAUCGAAGGUUUCAUGGGCAAUCCGUUCCCUGGGGGCCAGUGCCAACCGGAUAUUUGCUCCCCGGAAGUCCCUUGCGUGGAGCCAAGCGUGUGCAUAAGCGGAAGGUGCAAACGUCGAUGUGAGGGCGUGGUCUGUGGUAUCGGCGCCUCCUGCGACCCAGCUACCAGCAAAUGCGUGUGCAAUCCGUAUUUCAUUGGGAAUCCGGAUCUCCUUUGCAUGCCGCCGAUUCUACCACCCGCCUGCGAUCCUGCUUGCGGCUCGAACGCCCAUUGCGAGUACACGUUGCAAGAGUCAAAGUGUGUGUGCAAUCCUGGCACGACUGGGAACCCGUAUCACGGUUGUGGAGUGCAACAGAAAUCCGAUUGUUCCACCGCGCUGUGCGGAAAGGAUGCCCAUUGCAACGCUGGGCCAAACGCUGUCGAAUGCUUGUGCCCUCCCGGUUACGCUGGAAAUCCUUAUAUUCAGUGCCACGAUAUCAACGAGUGCAAUGCGAACGCUUGCGGGAACAACGCGGUGUGCAUCAACACGAUCGGUAGCUACGACUGUCGCUGCAAGGAGAACUUCUUCGGCAAUCCUUUCAUCGGUUGCCAGCAAGUCCAAGUCGGCCCCUGCACCGAUCCCUCGACCUGCAGUUGCAGCGACUCGAUCCCCUGUCCGCUCGACUACAGUUGCGCGGGCGGCAAAUGCAUAAAUCGUUGCAGCGACGUGAAAUGCGGACCCAGAUCGGUCUGCCAGGAGGGGGCCUGCGUCUGCCCGCCCGGUUACACGGGCAACCCCAACGAUCUUGCCAAAGGGUGUCGCCUUCACGGCCACUGCUCCAACGACCUCGAUUGCGAGCCCCAACAGAUCUGCUUCCAAGUCGGAAAAGGAGUUAGAAAAUGCGUGGACGCGUGCAGCAAGUUGCAGUGCGGUCCAAACGCGUUGUGCGUCACCCAGAAUCACGCGUCCUCGUGCUUGUGCGUCGACGGAUACGUGGGGAAUCCCAGCAACUUGGUGGAGGGUUGCCAACCGUCGAAAUCGGUUAUAACGCCCGGUUGCCGCAACGACGCCGACUGCGCCAAGGACUCGUUCUGCGUCCCGCUCGACGACGGCGUCCGCGAGUGCGUGAACCCGUGCAGCAAGGUGGUGUGCGGCGCCCACCAAAAGUGCGAGCCGGACAUAAUCCCCGGCCACGCGACUUGCAAGUGCCAGGACGGGUACGAGUGGAAUCCUAUAUUGUCGUCUUGCGAGAAGCCAUCGGUCCCCGAUUGCAUAUCCGACGACGAUUGCCACGCGACGGAGGGCUGCAGGCCCGAUCCUCUCGGCGUGUUGAAGUGCGCCUCGGUGUGUGAAAGCUUCACAUGCGCCCCCAACUCUCGAUGCGUGGCGGAGAAGCAUCGCGGCCGUUGCGAGUGUCUGCCCGGUUUCGUGGGGAAUCCCAACGAUCGUCACGGUUGCCAGACGCGUAGGAAGGAUCGGUGCUCCACGGACACCGAGUGCCCCGAGGAUGAGACGUGCAGGAGCGGGAAGGAGGGGCUUCUCGCGUGUCAGCCGGUGUGCAAUUUCGUCUCGUGCGGGCCGAACGCGUUGUGCGUGGUUCACAAUCACGUGGCAAACUGCGAGUGCCCGCCCGGCCUCUACGCUGGCGAUCCCAACGACGCGGUCGAGGGAUGCAAACCUGUCCCCUGCGUCUACAACCUCGACUGCCCGCCCACGCAGCUUUGCAACAGGCUGACCCACACUUGUUACGACGCCUGCGGCGAGGAUGCUUGCGGGGUGAACGCCGUUUGCAUAGCGGACGACCACAGAGCGAUCUGCCAGUGUCCACCCGGGUUGAAACCGAAUCCGGUCGCCGACGUCGAGUGCGUGGCGAUCGAGGCCUGCCAUCCGAAUCCCUGCCACGAGACGGCCGUCUGUCCCGGGCCGUCCAACAAUCCCGUGUGCCAGUGCCCGGCAAACUUCGUCGGGGAUCCUUACGCGAAAGGCUGCCAACCGGAGGGUUACUGCGCCACAGCCAAGGAUUGCCCCGUGCACUCGAUCUGCCACAACCAUCGUUGCGCCAAUCCGUGCGAAAAUGCUUGCGGACCGAAUUCCAUUUGCGACGUUAUCAACGGGCGACCGAGUUGCAAGUGCAUCCAUAAAUUCGUACCGUCUUCGAAGGAGCCGCAGGAUGGUUGCGUCCGCGCAACCAAUUACUGCAACGUCGAUGCCGAUUGCGAGGAGAGCGUGUGCCUCGAGGGACAAUGCAUAGCUGUUUGCAGAACGGCUGCUGAUUGCUCGGCGGGUGAAAAGUGCGCUAACAAUAAGUGCGUGGUUCCCUGUGUCACCCAUUCGCAGUGUCAGACCGAUCAGACUUGCGUCAACGGAGCGUGCAUCUUGGGAUGUCGAAGCAACAAGAAUUGCCCGUCGACGGAGUCUUGCAUUAACAACAAGUGUCAAGAUCCGUGUAAAAAGAAAGAUGUUUGCGGUCCGAAUGCGAUCUGUAGCAUCACGAAUCACGCGACCCUGUGUACCUGUCCUCUCGGCUUUCACGGGAAUCCUACGCCCCAACAGGGCUGCGUCAGAGUGCCGAACAUAUGCGAGGGUCCCCAGGAUUGCCCCAGCCAGCACGUGUGCGUGUCUGGAUUCUGCCAAUGCCAAUGCAGCGAACCGAGCAACUGCGCCGAGGGUGAACGUUGCAAGAAUGGUAUAUGCAUGAAGGUGUGCUACAGUGACAGUAAUUGUCUGCCGGGCGAAUUGUGCAUCGACGGAGUGUGCGAGGUAGGCUGCACCUCCGACGUUGGCUGCAACGACAACGAGGUGUGCAUCAACAACAAGUGCAAAUGCAGCCACGGAUUCAUAGCUGGGCCGGAACACUGUUUGGACAUCAACGAAUGCGACGAUCAUCCCUGUCACUCGAGCGCGGAUUGUGUCAAUCUUCGUGGAUCUUAUCGCUGCGUCUGCCCGCAAGGGACGGCCGGUGAUCCCGUGGGAACCGGUUGCGCGAUUUCUCAUCAAUGCAUAUUGGACGCUGAUUGUCCUGACUCGCAGGCUUGCAUCCAACACAAUUGCACCGAUCCUUGCUCUCUGGUCGACUGCGGCCUCAACACAAUUUGCUCCGUUUUCGACCACGCUGCCGCGUGCCAAUGUCAGCCUGGUUACAUAGGUGAUUCCUCGGGAUGUUUCAAAGUGGAAUGUCUCUCCAAUAACGACUGCCCCACCGACAAGUAUUGCAAUCAGGACGCUAACAAAUGCAGCAGUCCUUGCAAUCAAAUGAAUUGUGGAUACGGGAACUGCGUGGCGUCCGACCACACUGGAAUAUGCCAAUGUUAUCCCGGUUUCGAGCUGGCAGGCGAUAUUUGCGAAGAUGUGGACGAGUGUUUGGAAAAUCCUUGUCACUCUUCCGCGGUUUGUCAAAACACGGAGGGCUCUUACACCUGCAUUUGUCCUCACGGAUUGGUCGGAGAUCCGUUCAAGUCGGGUUGCAAACAGCCAGGCGACUGCUUCACCGAUUUCGACUGCCCCAAUUCUGCCGCUUGCAUCGACAACAGAUGCACGAAUCCUUGCGACGUGUCCGCCGUUUGCGGAAGAAACGCCGAGUGUUUCGUCCGUGACCACGUUCCAUUUUGCAGAUGUCCUGGCCAGACUACCGGCAAUCCAGCGUCGGAGUGCGUCCAUUUGGAAUGCAAUUACCACAGCGACUGCGGUCCUUCCGACGCCUGUUUCAAUCACAAAUGCGUCGAUCCUUGCUCUCUUUCCAACGUAUGCGGCCAAGGAGCGGACUGCUCUUCUCUGAACCAUAGCGCGGUGUGCACGUGUCAACCCGGUGGCACAGGUGACCCCAAUCUGGGCUGCACACCUGUCCAAUACUGCAAAUCGGAUUCCCAAUGCGCCACAGGCUCGGCUUGCAAGGGAGGAAUAUGCACCGCGUUGUGCGGUAGCACGAGGGAUUGCAUAGGCGACCAGCUCUGCAUCAACGGCCUCUGUCAACCGACUUGCAAGACCAACUCCAGUUGCCCCGAAUACCAAUACUGUCAAAACAACAUUUGCGUGCAGGAACUGCGUUGCACGUCGAAUGGCGAUUGCUCCUACGACGAAAGAUGCGUGAAGAACAACAUUGGCCAGGCGGAGUGUCGCAAAGCGUGCGACUUGGUCCUCUGCGGGCGGAACGCGGAAUGCAAGGCGGAUAAACACGUCGCGGUUUGCUCCUGCAAAUCUGGAUUCUUUGGAAAUCCCAAGGACGAUAAGAUCGGUUGCCAGCCUAUCGAGUGCGAGGCGAACGAGGAUUGCACCGGGGAGAAGAUUUGCGACACCCACAAAUGUAGAAUCGCUUGUCUCGCCCAUAAUCCUUGCGGGGUUAACGCCAUUUGCACGGCGGAGAAGCACGUUCAGAUAUGCACGUGCCAGCCAGGUUAUACGGGAGAGCCUACUCACGGAUGCCAAUUGAUCGAUUAUUGUCUGAACGAACCGUGCGCUCCUGGCGCUCUGUGCGAAAAUUCCAGAGGCUCUUACAAAUGUCACUGUCAACAGGGAAUGGUUGGAGAUCCGUACAACAGUGGUUGUCAACCACCGGUAGAGUGUCUACAGGACGAGGAUUGCCCACUCACCGCCAAGUGUAUUAACGUCAACAAUGUGCCCAAAUGUUUCGAUGUUUGCUCGCGCACGCAGUGCGGGCCGAACGCGGAUUGCGCGGCCGCUAGUCACGCGGGGGCCUGUCAGUGUCGGCCCGAUUACGAGGGCGAUCCGAACAAUCUAAGUAUAGGCUGUCGGCCUAAACCGGUUAUUUGUUCGUCAGCCGCGGACUGCUCGCCCAACACCUACUGUUACGAAGGCAUUUGUCGACCGUCCUGCCAAUCGGACGAGGAAUGCAACUUGUCAGACCUGUGCUUGAACGGACAAUGCCUGGAUCCUUGCAACGUGAGAGCCGCGUGUGGAAUAAAUGCGGAAUGCGACGUGAGGAGUCACAUUAAACAGUGCAGCUGCCCACCUGGCUUCACCGGCAACUCGGAAGUGGAAUGCGUGAGAUUGCCAGUGUCCUGCAGAGACACGAACGAUUGCAACGACGGGAAUACCUGCCGCGACAACGUGUGCCUUCCAAUCUGCUCCAGCGACAACGAGUGCGCGUUCAACGAGAAAUGCGUUCGGGGAAACUGUUUGCUCACCUGCAGGUUGGACAACGACUGUUUUCUGGGCCACAUAUGCUUGCACAACAUGUGCACGUUCGGUUGUCGGGCGGACGAGGACUGCAACGCCAACGAAGCGUGCAUCACGAACAAAUGCAUCAAUCCUUGCGAGGCGACCCCUUGCGGGCCGAACGCCAAGUGCACGGUGUUCAAUCAACGCGCCACCUGUUCGUGCCCAGCCGGCUUCAUACCGAAUCCAACCGCGAAGGUUGCCUGCCUGAGAUCGCCUGGGCCCGUCUGCCAAGCGAACAGGGACUGCGCCACGGGGACAGCUUGCAUAGGAAACAUUUGCACCCCCGUCUGCUCCACGGAUUUGAAUUGUCUGAGCAACGAGCGCUGCGAUCCCUCGGGGAUUUGUAAAUCGUUGUGCAGAAGGGACGAGGAUUGCAGAAGCGGAGAAAUAUGCGAGGGAUUGGUGUGCGUGAUCGGAUGCCGCGCUGAUGUCGAGUGUCAAGAGAAUUUCGCUUGUCUGAAUAACCAGUGUCGAGAUCCUUGCUCUCUUCCUGACGUGUGCGGAGCGAACGCCAAGUGCACGGUCGCGGCUCAUCAGAAAGUGUGCUCGUGCCCGACACCGUUGGUAGGGGAUCCUCUGAUCGGCUGCAAACAGGCGUUCUUGCCUUGCAACGCGGAACAGGAAUGCGCGACCGGUCAGACUUGUUACGGAAGAUCUUGUUACGCAACGUGUAGAAGUGACGCUAAUUGCUUGAGCGACGAACGAUGCGACGGGGGGAUAUGCAAGGCUAUAUGCAACAGCGACGAUCACUGCGUGGCUAAUCAGAUUUGUCAGAACAGAUUAUGCGAUAUUGGAUGUCGCAGCGACAACACUUGCCCCAAUGACGAGUCUUGCAUAAAUAACAAAUGUAAAAAUCCUUGCGAGGGUGGCAAGGCUUGCGGCGAGUGCGCGGGUUGCCGCGUGGCGAAUCACGUGGCGCAAUGCAGUUGUCCGGCCAAUUAUUAUGGGAAUGCAUUAAUCAGUUGCUCGAAAUCCAUGAUCCCCUGCGACGGCGCUUGCGAAUGCGACGAGAUCGGUUUCUGCACGAAGAGUUGCCAUAGCCAGGAUCAAUGCUCGUGCGGUGAAACGUGCCAUUCGGGGAAAUGUCGCAUCAAGUGUGACGUUAACAACUAUUGUCCAAAGGGAUACGUUUGUGACGAGGGGCUGUGUCUGAUCGGAUGCCGCACACAUUCCGAUUGUCCAUCCGCCCUAUCCUGCGUCAAUGGCCAAUGCGAGGAUCCGUGUUCCGCAAAUGGAUCGCCCUGCGGAAUCAAUGCUUUGUGCCGCGUGUCGAAUCACAGAGCGGUGUGUCUGUGCCCAGAAGGGUUCCAAGGGGAGCCCAGCCAAGAGUGCUAUCAACUGGAGUGCCAUCGAGACGAGGACUGCGAGGCCAACAAACGGUGCAGCGAGGACGGUGUGUGCACGAAUCCCUGCCUCCAACACGGUGUGUGCGGCUUCAACGCGCAAUGCAGGGUGGUUAAUAGGAAGGCGCAGUGCUCUUGUCCUCCUGGACACUAUGGAAAUCCUCAGAUCAACUGCAAGAAAGGCGGGGACGAGUGUUUGAGAAGACCUUGUGGCGUGAACGCGAAGUGUAGAGAAACAUUGAACGGAUUCGAGUGCACCUGCGACCCCGGAUGCCACGGCGAUCCUCACCAAGCCUGCAUCUGCGACGGAGGGGAACCGUGCAAGGAUAUGCGUUGCGGCGUGAACGCUGCUUGCAGGAUUUACAAGAAUCAACCGCAAUGCUACUGCCCAUCCAAUUUUCCUUCCGGGGAUCCGAUGCACGCUUGUAGCGCGGAAAAGAGCUUCGAUUGUCGCACGAACGGAUGCGGUAAGGGAGCCGAGUGCAUACGGGACGGUGCGAUAUUCGUGUGCAGGUGUCCACCAGGUACCAGUGGAUCGCCGGAUGUCGAGUGCACGACAGAGCGCGAAUGCACCAGCGAUCUCGAGUGCCCGAACGAAAAGGCCUGCAUAAAUCUGCAAUGCGUGGACCCGUGCGGUCUCCGUGGCGCCUGCGGGAUCAACGCCCUGUGCCGUGUGGUUCUGCACAAACCGCGAUGCUCCUGCCCCCAGUGUUAUAUCGGUAUGCCUCACACGGCCUGCCAUCCAGACCCGAAAUGCGAAACGUUGAAUCCGCGACCGACGCCGAACAUCGGCUGCUCGUCGGACCGCGACUGCCCGGAGAGCUUGUCGUGCCACACUCGCACCGGCGAGUGCCGUGACCCGUGCCUCAGCUCCCGAUACACCUGCGAGGUGAACAAGAGGUGCCAGGUGCGGAACCACAGGCCCAUGUGCGUGUGCAAAUACGGUUUCGUCGUGAACGAGGUCGGCGAGCUGACGUGCGCCCCGGACACGUUGACGUGCACCAGGGACUUCGACUGCCCGUCGAACGCCGCGUGCGUGAACGAAUGCCAGAACCCGUGUAACGUGAGAAAGAAAAAGCCGUGCCCGGCUGACAAAACCUGCGACGUCCUGGACCACCGUCCCGUCUGCAUAUGCACACAAAACUGCAAUCCCUCCCUCUCCAUUUGCCUGCGAGACAGUGGCUGCUCUCCAGACUUGGCGUGCCGCAACUAUCGCUGCGUGGACCCAUGCAGAAACUCCACCUGUCCGGCUGAUGCCCCCUGUUACGUGGAGGAGCACAAGCCUAUCUGCAAGUUCUGUCCCCCCGGCUUUGUGCCAGAUAUUAAAUACGGAUGCAUGAAAGAUACCAAAUGCAAAACGCAUGACGACUGUCUCUCUCAAUUGGCCUGCAUAAACGAUCAAUGUCUGAAUCCGUGCACUGUUCACAAUCCAUGUGAUUUUGUGGAAGUCUGCCAUGUUCAAGAUCAUAGACCUGUUUGCGUGAAAGAGAUGACAAACGAAACAAACUGUCCUUAUUGUCCACCAGGAAUGGAGUGCGAUCCAGCGACGUAUACUUGCGUGAAAGCGGGUUGCACUAUCCACAAAGAUUGCCCGCUGACAGAGGCGUGCAUUGAGGGCACUUGUCAGGAACCGUGCCUCGUUUGGAAUCCUUGCGCCCAAAACGCGAUCUGCGUUAACACAAAUCACCGUGCGGAUUGCAGCUGCGAGGAUGGUUAUCAUGGGAAUGGAUUCAAUUACUGUGAACCAGAGGAAGAAGGUAGAAACGUAUGUCAGUAUAAUGAGGAUUGUCCACCAUAUAAAUAUUGCGACCGUCUCAACCGGAAGUGCAUCGACCCUUGCCUGAAGACGGAUUGCGGUCUGAAUGCGAGCUGUUAUCCGGAGAAUCAUCAAGCACAAUGCAAAUGUUUGGUCGGAUUUCAAGGAAAACCUUACGUUGGUUGCACGCCAGUGACCACGGAUCCAUGUGUUCCAAACCCUUGCGGUUUGGACGCGAUGUGCGAGAACGAUAAUGGCAAUCCAAUAUGCUUCUGUCCUAAGGGAUUGACUGGAAAUCCUUUCGAGCAAUGCAUACCAGAGGGCGAUCAAUGCCGAGAAAAUCUGUGUGGUGUCAAUUCUGGUUGUCGCGUGAUAUCAGGGGAAGUGAGAUGCUUCUGUUUACCAGGAUACGAAGGAAAUCCUCCUGAUUCUCCUUGCACACUCCCCAACAAUCCUUGCGAACCAUCUCCCUGUGGACCUAAUACUCAGUGCACGAUAUUGAACAACGGUUUAGCGAAGUGCACUUGCCUGCCAGGAUAUAUCGAGAGUCCAAAUACAAUCAGAGGAUGUGUACCUAAAUCUGAUCAAUGUAAUCCUAAUAUUUGUGGUCUGGGUGCUGCGUGCAAUUCGAGUAGAGUGCCUCCUUGUUAUUGUCCGGAGCACACUGUUGGAAAUCCUUACCAGAGCUGUGCAGUACCUCCAAGUGAUGUAUUCGAGCCUUGUUUAUUGAUGCCAUGUGGAAAGAAUGCUAUUUGUGUCGAGGAACACGGUAUUCCCAAAUGCAAAUGUGUUCCACCAUUUAUUGGGAAUCCGUACAUUGAUGGUUGUGAAGCGGAAUGCGUUGUGAAUCAAGAUUGCGACAAUCAUCUCGCCUGUUUCAAUCAGCAUUGCAGGGAUCCUUGUCCAGGUGUCUGUGGUUCCAAUGCAAAAUGUGAAGUAAUCGAUCAUGUGCCGGUUUGCUCUUGUUUGCCUGGCUAUACUGGGGAUCCAUUUAAUUCUUGUAAAGCCGAGAAAGCUGUACUUCCAGCUCAGAAUCCUUGCAUGCCGUCACCUUGCGGGCCACACAGCAUUUGUCGCAUGAUGAACGAUCGUGCAGUUUGUUCGUGCAGUCCAGGAUACCAUGGAUCACCGCCAUCUUGUCGUCCAGAAUGUUUAGUCAGCUCAGAAUGUGCUGCACAUUUGGCGUGCAUCGGCCAGAAAUGUGGAGAUCCUUGCCCUGGCCUUUGUGGACAGAACGCUUUGUGUCAAGUCGUGAAUCAUAAUCCUAUUUGCAGUUGUCCUCCAGAAUAUCUCGGUGAUCCUUUUUCACAUUGUGUUAAAGAAGAUAUACCACUGCCAAGUCCAAAGAAUCCUUGUCUGCCAUCACCCUGUGGCCCGAACGCCGAAUGUCGCGUGCAGGAAAAUCACCCUGUUUGCACGUGUGUUAGCGGAAUGUUUGGCGCACCACCGAAUUGCAGACCCGAGUGUCUGAUACAUCAAGACUGUCCAAAUUACCUCGCUUGUGUUCAGAAAAAAUGCGUGGAUCCUUGCAUUGGUUCUUGUGGUUUCAAUACGAAUUGCACCGUGCAUAAUCAUCGUCCCAUGUGCCAAUGUUAUGAGAGUUACGAGGGGGAUCCAUUCUCUGGAUGUAGAAAAGUUACAUUUCCAGUACCACUGCCAUGCGAUCCAUCUCCCUGCGGCGCAAAUGCAGUUUGCAAAGAACGAAACGGAGCUGGCUCGUGUACUUGUUUACCUGACUACACUGGAGAUCCUUAUGAAGGAUGUAGACCAGAAUGUGUUCAAAAUUCAGAUUGUGUUCACACGAAAGCCUGUAUAAACAACAAAUGCAAGGAUCCAUGCGUGGGUGCUUGUGGUAUAAAUGCUCAAUGCCAAGUGAUCAAUCAUCAACCCUCGUGCAGUUGUCUCUCUGGUUACACUGGAGAUCCUUUGAAAUCUUGCCACGUACCACCUGUAACACCACUGCCUGGUAACCCAUGCCAACCAUCUCCAUGUGGUCCGUAUAGCAAUUGUCGCGUGAUUGAUAAUCAUGCAGUUUGUUCCUGUCAACCGAAUUAUGUUGGUAAUCCUCCACAAUGUAGACCAGAAUGUGUUGUUAGCACAGAUUGCACUCAGAACACGGCUUGCAUCGAUCAAAAAUGUAGAGAUCCAUGCCCAGGCACUUGUGGCCAAAAUGCUGACUGUCAGGUCAUCAAUCACAAUCCGGUGUGCAGUUGCACAUCUGGAUACACUGGAGAUCCGUUCUUUGGAUGUGUUAAAGAACCGGAAGGAAAGCAACCUGGACCGGAACCGAGUGGCAAUCCAUGCAUUCCAUCACCAUGUGGACCGAAUUCUCAGUGUCGCGUGAUCGAUGGUUUCCCAGCAUGUUCUUGUCUACCGAAUUAUGUGGGCAGAGCACCGAAUUGUCGACCGGAAUGUGUUAUCAAUGAAGCAUGUCCUGGAAAUCUUGCCUGUCAGAACGAACAGUGUGUGGAUCCUUGUCCAGGCUCUUGUGGAGUAAACACUUAUUGUAACGUCGUGAAACAUAAUCCUGUUUGUAUUUGCAAUACCGGAUACACUGGCAAUCCAUUUACCGAAUGCGUACCUAUAAUAGAAGAACCCACUACAACCGAGCAACCUCGUACACCAUGCAAUCCAUCCCCAUGUGGAGCGAACGCGAUCUGCAACGAGCGAAACGGUGUCGGAUCUUGUACUUGUCUUCCAGAGUAUAUCGGCGACCCAUACACAGGAUGCAGGCCAGAAUGUGUCAUAAAUACAGACUGCGAUCGCAGCAAGGCUUGUUUGAACAACAAAUGCGUGAAUCCUUGCCCUGGCACUUGUGGACAAGGAGCAACAUGUCGAGUGAUCAAUCAUGCUCCUUCCUGCAUCUGUUUACCUGGUUUCACUGGAGAUCCUUUCAACGCUUGCACUGGAAUAGAAGUGACACCUGAACCAUUACCGCUCAAUCCUUGUGAACCAUCGCCUUGUGGACCGAAUAGCAACUGUCGCGUGCACAAUGGACAUGCAGUGUGUCUUUGUCAACCAGGAUUCGUCGGUGUCCCUCCUACAUGUCGACCAGAAUGUAUAGUGAGCUCUGAGUGUCCUCAGAACAAGGCUUGCAUCGAGAACAAGUGUGCGGAUCCUUGUCCAGGUUCCUGUGGAUUAAACACGAAAUGUCUGACGGUGAAUCAUAAUCCCAUUUGCACUUGUACGAAUGGAUACACUGGAGAUCCACUUGUUCAGUGUACUAAAUCCAACGCGACACAACCACCGUUCAAGGAUCUUGGAAAUCCAUGCUCACCUAAUCCUUGCGGACCUAAUUCUCAAUGCAGAGUGAUUGGUUCUCAGCCUGCGUGCUCCUGCCUGUUAAACUUCAUCGGUCGUCCUCCGAAUUGUAGACCAGAAUGUGUUGAUAACUCGGAUUGCUUCCAUUCGGCUGCUUGUAUAAAACAGAGAUGCAAAAAUCCUUGUAUUGGAGCUUGUGGAGAAAUGGCCAGAUGCUCGGUUCAGAAUCAUAUUCCUAUUUGUACUUGUCCUGAGGGAUACGAGGGAGAUGCUAGUGUUCGUUGUGUCUUGGCACCUCCACCAACAACGGAUAUAAGCGUAGCAAAUCCAUGUUCCCCGAAUCCAUGUGGUCCAAAUGCUCAGUGUCGCGAAAGAAACGGUGCUGGAGCUUGUGCAUGUCCACCAGAUCUUAUUGGAGAUCCCUAUGAUAACGAAAAGGGAUGUCACAGAGAGUGCGAAUCGAACAACGACUGUGCACCGCAAUUGGCUUGCGUUGGUUUCAAGUGUACCGAUCCUUGUCCAAACACUUGUGGCACAUUAUCCAUCUGUAACGUCCAGCAACACGUUCCAAUAUGCACUUGUCCUCCAGAAUACACUGGAGAUCCAUACUUUGCAUGCGAAAUAAGAGAAACGACAAGAAUUCCAUUAGAUCCAUGCUCACCAUCACCAUGUGGACCGAACAGUAAAUGUCGCGAAGUGAAUGGUCAGGCUGUUUGCACGUGUCUUCCGGAAUACAGAGGAAUUCCACCUAAUUGCAGACCAGAAUGUGUGGUAAACGCUGAAUGUCCAUUUCAUUUGGCUUGUUUGAACAAGAAAUGCACUGAUCCAUGCCCGAAUACUUGUGGAGUGAGAGCACUUUGCACCACCAAGAAUCACAAUCCUAUUUGUACCUGUCCUGUUGGAUUUACUGGAGAUCCAUUUUUCCAGUGCUCGCCUAUUCCAGAUAUUCCAUCGACUGAACGACCACCAUCUUGCAGUCCAUCGCCAUGUGGUCCGAAUUCUCUCUGUCAAAUCAUAUCCGGAAAUCCAGCAUGCUCUUGCUUACCAGAUUACAUCGGUGUUCCUCCAGAAUGUAGACCAGAAUGCAUUUUGAGCUCUGAAUGCAAGAGUCAUCUUGCUUGUGUGAAUCAGAAAUGUAAAGAUCCUUGUCCAGGUUCAUGCGGUGUAAAUGCACAAUGUCAUGUGGUUAAUCAUAUACCUGUUUGCACGUGUAUGGACGGUUUCACUGGUGAUCCAUUCGCACAAUGCAGAGUGAUUCCUCCAACAACUAUGCCAACUGUCAGCGACCCAUGUAACCCGUCACCAUGUGGAUCAAACGCAAUUUGCAAAAAUGGCGACUGCGAAUGUCUACCAGAAUACAUUGGCAAUCCAUACGAAGCUUGUCGACCAGAAUGCAUCUUAAAUUCAGAAUGUCCACGCGACAAGACUUGUCUGAGAAACAAAUGCAAAGAUCCUUGUCCUGGAACUUGUGGACAAAACGCAAUUUGCGAUGUUGUAAAUCAUAUUCCUGUAUGCUCUUGCCUAGUUGGAUACAUUGGAGAUCCAUUCGUCAGUUGUCGUGAACAGCCACAUGUUCCAGAAUCUUCAAAGGAUCCAUGCUUACCUGUUUCACCAUGCGGGCCAAACAGCCAGUGUCGCAACAUUGAGAAUCAUGCAGUAUGUUCUUGUCUUCAAGGAUAUCUUGGAUCUCCACCAUCUUGCAGACCAGAGUGCGUGAUCAGUUCAGAAUGUCCACCCACUCGUGCUUGCGUGAAUAACAAGUGCACAGAUCCUUGCUUAGGUUCUUGUGGUUUGAACGCCAGGUGCGAAGUAAUCAAUCACUCGCCGAUCUGCAGUUGUCUUCCUGGUCAAACUGGAGAUCCAUUCAAGAGUUGCUACGAUAUUCCACUACCACCAGAGCCCAAAGACACAGGAGAUCCUUGCAAUCCUUCACCCUGUGGCCCAAAUGCUCAGUGUCAAAAUAUAAAUGGCUAUCCAUCCUGUUCUUGUCUCCCUACUUACAUUGGAACUCCGCCAUCUUGUCGCCCAGAGUGUUUGAUAAAUCCUGAUUGUCCUUCAGACAAGGCUUGCAUAAACUCAAAGUGCACAGACCCUUGUCCAGGAUCUUGUGGAGAAAAUGCUAGAUGUCUGGUUGUCAAUCACGCUGUCACUUGCUCAUGCCAAGUUGAUUAUACAGGAAAUCCUUUUGUCCAGUGCAUCGAGUUGGAAAAAGAACCGAUCAAUCCAUGCGAACCUUCACCUUGCGGUUCAAACGCAAUUUGCCAACAACGUGACAACGUAGGUGCAUGCAUCUGCAUCGACGAUUAUCAUGGAAAUCCUUAUGAAGGCUGCCAACCAGAAUGUAUUCUCAGUUCAGACUGUCCAACCAACAAGGCCUGUGUUCGCAACAAGUGCGAAGAUCCUUGUCCAGGAGUAUGCGGUAUCCAGGCUCAGUGUUCUGUCAUUAAUCAUAUUCCAACUUGCACUUGUCAACCUGGCUACGUGGGAGAUCCCUUCAACAUUUGCAGUUUACCAAUCAGUCGAGAAACAGAGCCUACUGUCAUCGAUCCUUGCAAUCCAUCCCCUUGUGGACCUAACAGUUUGUGCAGAACAGUGAAGGAUCAGGCUGUAUGCACCUGUCAAGAGUCUUUCGUCGGUUUGCCACCUAAUUGCAAGCCUGAGUGUGUCGUGAACUCGGAAUGUCCUCAGAAUAAAGCUUGUUACAAAUACAAGUGUACCGAUCCUUGUCCUGGAACAUGUGGAGUGGGUGCUAAUUGCCGAGUGAUCAAUCAUAAUCCGUUAUGCAGUUGUCCACAAGGAACUACAGGAGAUCCUUUCUCUAGAUGUUAUCUUCAGCCAAUUGCGUCACCACCACCAGUGGAUCCUUGCACCCCAAAUCCGUGUGGUCUUUAUGCAGAGUGCAGAGUAAUUGGUGAUCAAGCUGCUUGCUCUUGCUUGAAAAACUAUAUAGGUCUUCCACCAAAUUGUCGUCCAGAGUGUGUCGUUAACACAGAUUGCGCUUCGAAUCAAGCUUGCAUCUCAGAAAAAUGCAGAGAUCCUUGUAUCGGAUCAUGUGGAGAAAAUGCAAAUUGUAGAGUGCAAAAUCAUAUUCCUGUAUGUCUGUGUCAACCAGGAUUCACUGGUGAUCCUUUCUCAUUAUGCUCUCCAAUAAUAGAACAACCAAAACCAUCCGAAGAUCUGUGCAAUCCAUCGCCCUGUGGACCAAACGCAGAAUGCAACGAGGGUAUUUGCACGUGUCUUUCAAAUUAUUUCGGCGAUCCAUACUCAUACUGUCGUCCAGAAUGCACUAUGAACUCGGAUUGUUCUCGAGUGAAGGCAUGUGUCAAUCAUUAUUGCGUGGAUCCAUGCGAGGGCACCUGUGGAACCAGUGCAAAAUGUGACGUGGUUAAUCAUAUUCCCAUGUGCAGCUGCCUUCCUGGUACCAGUGGAGAUCCAUUCACACUCUGUCGACCACAUGUAAUCGAAGAGCCAAGGAUACAACCAUGCACACCGUCUCCUUGCGGUCCAAACAGCAUCUGCAGAGUGGUGAACGAUCAUGCAGUUUGUUCUUGCCAAAAUGGUUUCAUGGGCAGUCCUCCAACCUGUAGACCAGAAUGCGUAGUGAGUGCCGAGUGUCCAUUGAUACAGGCGUGUCUUGGUAAUAAAUGUCAAGAUCCUUGUCCAGGCACUUGUGGCCAAAAUACUAAGUGUCAAGUGGUCAAUCACAAUCCUAUAUGCAGCUGUUCAGAAGGACAUACUGGUGAUCCAUUCUCCAGAUGUUACCCGAUGCCCAAGAAACCACCAGCGCCAACCAAUCCAUGUCAACCAUCGCCAUGUGGACCGAACGCGGAGUGUCAAGUGCGAGGUGACAAUCCAGCCUGUUCGUGUAUAGCGAAUUACAUCGGUGUUCCGCCUAAUUGUAGGCCCGAGUGUACGAUAAAUCCGGAGUGUCCGCCGCAUUUAGCGUGUAUGCAAAAGAAGUGUCGCGAUCCGUGUAUCGGUUUGUGCGGUUCAAAUGCUCAGUGUUCGGUAGUGAAUCAUCAUGCGGUGUGCGCUUGCGCGGAAGGUUACACUGGAAAUCCGUUCAGCACUUGCGAGCCGGUCGUCAAGGAUACACCCCUAGACAUUAGGAAACCAUGCGAGCCUUCCCCAUGUGGUACCAACGCGAUUUGUCGCGAGAACAAUGGCGUCGGUUCCUGUUCCUGUCUUCAAGACUACAUUGGUGACCCAUACGAAGGAUGCAGACCCGAAUGUACGCAAAAUUCCGAUUGCUCCAAGACGAUGGCCUGCAUGGGCCUCAAAUGCAGAGAUCCCUGCCCAGGAACUUGCGGAUUGCAAGCCCAUUGCGAAACGAUCAAUCACGUUCCAGCGUGUUCUUGCAACCCUGGAUACACGGGCAAUCCGUUCAACUAUUGUACCCCGGUUUCUGUGUCCCCUACAAAAGAAUCAGAUCCUUGUAAUCCAUCCCCAUGCGGACCAAAUAGUCAAUGUCGAACCGUGAACGAGCACGCUGUGUGCACCUGCUUGGCAAAUUUCAUUGGAACCCCGCCAAACUGUCGACCUGAGUGCGUAGUGAAUAGCGAGUGCUCAAGAGAACUUGCCUGCAUCGAUAAAAGAUGCAAGUCCCCUUGUAUGAACUCAUGCGGUAUCAACACACAGUGCAAGGUGAUCAACCACAGCCCUAUAUGCAUCUGCAAUAUUGGAUAUACCGGUGACCCGUUCGUCAAAUGUUUCCCCGCUCCACAAUCGCCCAAGAAUGACUUUGACUUGGCUCCCAAAGAUCCGUGCAUACCAUCCCCGUGUGGUAUGUACGCGGAAUGCAAAAAUAUUGAUGGCACACCUUCUUGUUCCUGUUUACCAAGAUACAUUGGAUCUCCACCGAUCUGUCGACCAGAAUGUCGUGUCAACUCCGACUGUCCCAUGAAUCUUGCUUGCACGAAGGAGAAAUGCAGAGAUCCUUGUCAAGGAUCUUGUAGCGUUACGUCCUUAUGCACGGUUUACAAUCACGUGCCAGUAUGCACUUGUCCCGAACAAUACACUGGUGAUCCUUUCAGCAAUUGUUAUUCUGCUCCUAGUCCAACUGAACCAACUGUCGUUGAUCCUUGUGCAUCAUCACCUUGUGGUCCAAAUACGCAGUGCAACGAUGGUGUUUGUACAUGUUUGGCGGAAUAUCAGGGUGAUCCUUAUGUAGGUUGUCGACCAGAGUGUGUAUUGAACACAGAUUGCCCCCAGAAUCGAGCUUGCGUGAGAAACAAGUGUGUCAAUCCUUGUCCUGGUAUCUGUGGUCGAAAUGCAGAGUGUUUGAUGUAUAAUCAUAUACCUAUGUGCACUUGUCCUAGUGGUAUGAUUGGAAAUGCAUUUGUUCAAUGCAUUGUUCUUCAAGAUACCAUACCAAGAAACCCUUGUUCACCUUCACCCUGUGGACCAAACAGUGUCUGUCGACUAAUCAAUCAACAACCAGUAUGUUCCUGCGUAGCAGGAUAUCUCGGUGCACCACCUGCUUGUCGACCAGAGUGCACAGUUAGCUCUGACUGUUCUUUAUCAGAAGCUUGUAGUAAUCAGAAAUGUGUAAAUCCUUGUCCUGGUUCUUGCGGAUUUAAUACAAUUUGCAACGUUAUCAAUCAUAAUCCCAUAUGCAGUUGUUUGCCCGGAUUUACAGGAGAUCCUUUCAUUCGAUGUAUUCUACAACCACCAGAGCCUAUAAUACCACAAAAUCCAUGUGAACCCUCUCCAUGCGGGCCCAAUUCUCAAUGUAGAGUCGUCAACAAUUCACCCUCUUGUUCCUGUUCAUCAGAAUUCAUAGGCAUUCCUCCUAAUUGUAGACCAGAAUGUAUCAGUAAUAGCGAAUGUCCCAGUGAUUUGGCCUGCAUGAAUCAGAAAUGCAAAGAUCCUUGUCUUGGAUCUUGUGGAGUCAAUGCUGAAUGUCGUGUUGUCAGCCAUACACCUAUGUGUGUCUGCCCCAAUGAUUAUACUGGCGAUCCUUUCACUCAAUGUAUACUUAGACCAUCUAUCUCUGAAAAUCUUUCUCCAUGUACCCCAUCUCCAUGCGGAUUCAAUGCGAUAUGCAAAGAACAAAAUGGUGUAGGUUCAUGCUCCUGUUUGCCCGAUUAUAUUGGAAAUCCCUACGAAGGCUGUCGACCUGAGUGUAUCAUUGAUACGGAUUGUCCAUCCAUAUUGAGUUGCAUUUGUUCCAAAUGUCAAGAUCCUUGUCUAGGCACUUGUGGCAUGAAUACAGAGUGUAAAGUUAUCAAUCAUCGUCCUGCAUGUACGUGCAUUCAAGGUUACAGUGGAAAUCCUUUCCACUAUUGUAUCUUGACUCGUGAAAUAGAAGAUGAAACGAAAUUUAAAGAUCCAUGCAAUCCAUCACCCUGUGGACCAAAUAGUCAAUGUCGCGUGAUAAAUGGCCAAGGUGUUUGCUCUUGUUUGCCAGAAUACAGAGGCACACCUCCUAUGUGUCGUCCAGAGUGUGUUCUGAACUCAGAAUGUUCUCAAGACCGCGCAUGUGUCAAUCAGAAAUGUGUGAAUCCUUGUCCUGCUUCUUGUGGCACAUUUGCCACCUGUGUGAUCAGGAAUCACAGUCCAAUCUGUGCUUGCAGAGAAUCAUACACAGGAGAUCCAUUCACCAUGUGUUUCCCUAUUCCACAAGCCUUACCUGUAUCAGUCGAAGUUACACAACCAUGUCUGCCUUCUCCUUGUGGUCCAAACUCCGAAUGUCGUGUAGUUAAUAGUGGUCCAUCCUGUCAAUGUCUAGCUACUUACAUUGGAAGUCCUCCAAACUGUAGACCAGAAUGUAUCAUCAACUCUGACUGUCCUAGUAAUAGAGCUUGCAUCAGACAGAAAUGUACAGAUCCUUGUCUAGGAUCUUGUGGAGUUGGCACUCAGUGUAGCGUGAUUAAUCACGUACCUAUGUGUACCUGUCUUCAAGAAUACACUGGAGAUCCCUUUACAAAUUGCUAUCCAAUGCCACCACAAUUGCCACCCUCUGAAUCAGACCCUUGCAAUCCAUCACCCUGUGGACCAAACGCUCAAUGCAAUGCAGGAAUAUGCACAUGUUUACCGAAUUAUCAAGGUGAUCCGUACACUAGCUGUCGUCCUGAAUGUGUUCUCAACAAUGACUGUCCUUUGAAUAGAGCUUGUGUUCGAAACAAGUGUGUGGACCCGUGUCCAGGCACUUGUGGUAGGAACGCAAUUUGCAAUGUCCUGAAUCAUAUACCCAUGUGUUCUUGUCCAGCAGGAAUGGCUGGUAAUGCUUUCAUUUCCUGUGAAAGAGUCGAAGAACAAGUACAGGUAAAUCCCUGUAAUCCAUCUCCUUGUGGACCUAACAGUAAGUGCAGAACUAUAAAUAGUCAAGCAGUGUGUUCCUGUGUGUCAGGAUUUCUUGGCAAUCCGCCUAAUUGCAGACCGGAAUGUGUGAUUAGUUCAGAUUGUCCUAGGAAUCAAGCUUGCAAUAAUCAGAAGUGCAUCGAUCCUUGCUCUGGUACUUGCGGGUGGAAGGCAUUGUGCCAGGUUGUCAAUCACAAUCCUGUGUGCAGUUGUCCUUCCGGUUUCACUGGAGAUCCUUUCUUUAGAUGUGAAUUUAUCACUGUAAGACCAUCACAGGAAGAUACAUGCGCUUCUUGUCAAUGUGGUCCCAAUUCCAUAUUCCAAACGAUCAACGACAAAUCGUCUUGUGCCUGUUUGCCCGAUUUUAUCGGUUCCCCGCCAAAUUGUAGACCAGAGUGCGUGAGCAAUAGCGAAUGCUCGAGUAAUUUGGCUUGCAUCAAUCGCAAGUGUAAAGAUCCUUGUCCAGGCUCGUGUGGUUCCAACACGGAGUGUCGAGUAGUCAGUCAUACACCGAUGUGUGCCUGUUUAACUGGUUUUACAGGCGAUCCCUUUGCGCAGUGCAUACCGAAACGACCCGAGAUCGAGCUCACGCCACAAUCCCCAUGCAUCCCAUCGCCCUGUGGCCCGAACGCCAUAUGCAAAGAACAAAAUGGAGCCGGCUCGUGCACUUGUGCUCCAGAUUAUAUAGGCAACCCGUACGAAGGAUGUCGACCCGAAUGCACAGUAAAUUCUGACUGUCCUUCGAACUUGGCAUGUAUUAGAUCUAAAUGUCAGAACCCCUGUCCCGGUACCUGUGGAUCAAAUGCUGAUUGCACGGUGAUCAAUCACCUGCCCAGCUGCACUUGUCUGGCUGGAUUCACGGGAGAUCCUUUUGUGAACUGUUACGUUCAACCGGCAGUUCUCCCUGAUCUACAAAAAAAUCCUUGUAACCCCUCGCCCUGUGGACCCAAUAGUUUGUGCCGCGUGAAUAAUGACCAAGCUGUGUGCUCUUGCCUAUCUGACUACGUAGGCAGUCCCCCUGGAUGUCGACCGGAAUGCGUAGUUAGCUCAGAAUGUCCUUUGAACAAAGCUUGCGUCAAUCAGAAAUGUACAGACCCUUGUCCUAAUCGCUGUGGUACUAAUGCGGAUUGCAGAAUCGUGAACCACAGCCCUAUUUGCGCUUGCAAACUGGAUUUCACCGGAGAUCCCUUCACCAGAUGUUUCCCCACGCCAAAACCAUCACCAACCUUAAUUGAAAACCCUUGUGUACCAUCCCCUUGUGGCCCGAAUUCAGAGUGCCGUGAUAUCGGAGGUUCUCCUUCUUGUUCCUGUUUGCCAAAUUAUAUGGGCAGUCCACCGAAUUGUAGACCAGAGUGCACCAUAAAUCCCGAUUGUCCUAGCAAUCGAGCAUGCAUGAACGAAAAAUGCAGUGAUCCAUGUCUUGGCUCUUGCGGAUUCGGCGCUAUUUGCAACGUAAUCCAUCAUACCCCUGCGUGCUCUUGUCCCGAAGAUUUCACCGGUGAUCCAUUUAACAGCUGUCAACCAUUACCACCUGAACCGAUAAAAGAUGUUCCGUCAGAUCUUUGCAAUCCUUCACCUUGUGGCCCGAACGCAGAAUGCAAUAAUGGUAUCUGCACUUGCCUUCCCGAGUAUCGUGGAAACCCGUACGAACUCUGUCGCCCUGAAUGCGUGUUAAAUAACGAUUGUCCUCAGAAUAAAGCUUGUGUUCGCAACAAAUGUAUCGAUCCUUGUAUAGGCACUUGUGGACAAAAUGCAAUUUGCAAUGUAUACAACCAUGUUCCUAUGUGCAGUUGUCCUAGUGGAAUGUCUGGAAAUGCUUUCGUCCUAUGUAUCGUUUUGAAAGAACCACUUGGAGCAGUAGAUCUUUGUAGACCAUCUCCUUGCGGACCCAAUAGUCAGUGUCGUGUUGUGAAUCAACAAGCGAUUUGUUCUUGCGUUCAGGGAUAUCUGGGAGCUCCGCCAUCUUGCAGACCAGAGUGCGUGGUCAGUUCAGACUGUCCACGAAAUCUGGCUUGUAAUAAUCAGAAAUGUAUCGACCCUUGUACUGGUACUUGUGGUUUGAGAACCCAAUGUCAGGUGGUGAAUCAUAAUCCUAUUUGUAGCUGUCUUCCAAGGUACUCUGGAGAUCCUUUUACCAGAUGUGAUCUUAUAAUUGAAACACCUCCUGAGUCCGUCAACCCUUGUCAACCAUCUCCUUGUGGACCAAACGCUCAAUGUCGCGUGGUGAACGAUUCACCUUCUUGCACGUGUUUGCCAGAAUUUAUUGGAUCACCACCGAAUUGUAAACCUGAAUGUGUUAGUAACAGCGAGUGUGCUUCCCACCUUGCUUGCAUGAAAAAAUGUCGAGAUCCAUGUCCUGGUGCUUGUGGAUCGAACACAGACUGUCGUGUUGUUAGCCACACUCCUAUGUGUGUCUGCUUGAAUGGAUAUACCGGAGAUCCUUUCACUCAGUGUGUGAUUCAAAAACCCAUUCUUAUCGAAAACGAGUCACCCUGUACACCGUCACCCUGUGGAGCAAACGCGAUAUGCAAAGAGCAAUCCGGAGCAGGUUCUUGUACAUGUUUAUCAGACUAUAUCGGAAAUCCUUACGAAGGAUGUCGUCCAGAGUGUACUGUCAACUCUGAUUGUGUCUCGAAUAUGGCUUGCAUACGUUCUAAAUGCCAAGAUCCUUGUCCAGGAACUUGUGGUCAAAAUGCAAUUUGUCAAGUGAUCAAUCAUUCACCAGCAUGUACUUGUAUACCUGGAUUCACUGGUGAUCCUUUUAGAUAUUGCAAUCCCAUUGUUCAAACGGAACUAAUUCUAAGAGAGCCUUGCAAUCCAUCCCCCUGUGGACCAAACAGUCAGUGUCGCGUCAUGAACAAUCAACCUGUCUGUACUUGUCUACCAGAAUACAUUGGAAGUCCUCCAGGAUGUCGACCAGAAUGUGUAAUGAGUUCAGAAUGUCCAUUGAACAGAGCUUGCAUGAACAAUAAAUGUAUAAAUCCUUGCCCUCAGCCUUGUGGAUCGAAUACUAAUUGUAUGGUACUCAAUCAUAGUCCCAUAUGUAGUUGCAAGCAAGGAUUCACUGGAGAUCCUUUCAGUAGAUGUUUCCCUGUGCCACAACUUGCACCUGGUCCGGUUGUUCAAAAUCCCUGUGUACCUUCACCCUGUGGACCAUACGCAGAAUGUCGCGAUAUUGGUGGUGCGCCAUCCUGUUCUUGUCUUAAAUCCUAUAUCGGUAGUCCACCAAAUUGUAGACCCGAAUGUACUAUCAAUUCUGAAUGUGCUAGUAAUCAGGCUUGCAUAAACGAGAAAUGUAGAGAUCCUUGUCCAGGUUCCUGUGGAUUAUCAGCUAUCUGUAACGUGAUUAAUCAUACACCAGCUUGCACAUGUCCGGAAGAAUUCACGGGAGAUCCUUUCAAUAAUUGUUAUCUUAAACCGAUGGAAGAACCAUCAAGACCUGUAGAUCCUUGCAACCCCUCCCCUUGCGGUCCAAACGCGAUAUGCACAGAUGGUAGCUGCACUUGUCUCUCAGACUACCAAGGAGAUCCUUAUAUAGGUUGUCGACCAGAAUGCAUCCUUAACAACGAUUGUCCUUUAUCUCGAGCUUGCAUUCGCAAUAAAUGCGUAGAUCCAUGUCCCGGAACUUGUGGUGAAAAUGCACAGUGCAACGUAUACAAUCAUAUUCCUAUGUGCAGCUGCUUGCCUGGAAUGACAGGAAACGCUUUUCUUUCUUGUCGUCCAAGUAGAGGCCCCGAAGAUCCCUGUAAUCCUUCACCCUGUGGAUCCAACAGUAUCUGUCGCGUGAUAAACGAGCAAGCAGUAUGUUCUUGUGUGCCCAGUUUUAUAGGAACACCUCCUUCCUGUAGACCAGAGUGCACCGUGAGUUCAGAUUGUCCAAAAAAUCAGGCGUGCAGCAAUCAAAAAUGUAUAAAUCCUUGCGCUGGUUCAUGUGGUGUCAUGGCUAAGUGUCAAGUGAUUAAUCAUAAUCCAAUUUGUAAUUGUCCAGCCGGUUUCACAGGCGAUCCUUUUGUGAGAUGCGAACCUAAAAUUGAAAGGCCAGAAUUACCUAUUAAUCCGUGUCAACCAUCACCAUGCGGACCCAAUGCGAUCUGUCAGACAAUAAACGAUUCACCUUCCUGCUCUUGUAUGCCUGAAUUUGUCGGAUCACCACCUAAUUGUAAACCAGAAUGUAUUAGUAACAAUGAAUGCGCUAGCAACUUAGCGUGUGUGAACAACAAAUGUAAAGAUCCUUGUGCUGAAUCCUGUGGAUCUAAUACUGAGUGUCGCGUAGUAAGCCAUACUGCCAUGUGCGUGUGUUUGAUCGGUUAUGAAGGCGAUCCAUUUAUUCAGUGUACUUUGAAAAAGAGUAAGACAUUCUAUAGAUAUUUUGAAGAUAAAUUGAUUUUAGUUUUGAAUAGUAAAAUUUAUUUCUUUCGAAUUUUAGCUGACAUACAAUCGACUGUUUCUACUCCAUGCACUCCAUCACCCUGUGGUUCAAAUGCUGUUUGCAAAGAACAAAGUGGAGUUGGUUCAUGUUCUUGUUUACCCGAUUAUAUAGGCAAUCCUUAUGAAGGUUGUCGACCAGAAUGUAUCAUGAAUUCUGAUUGCGUAUCUACUCGCGCUUGUAUUCGUUCUAAGUGUCAGGAUCCUUGUCCUGGUGCUUGUGGCAUGAAUGCCGAGUGCCAGGUUGUCAAUCAUUUACCACAAUGUAAUUGUUUCCCCGGUUACACUGGUCAGCCUUAUCAAUUCUGUCAAUUGAUUACAACACAAUUUGAAGAUAAGAAAGAUCCAUGUUCUCCAUCGCCCUGUGGACCGAAUAGUAAAUGCCAAGUAAUUAAUGAUCAGGCAGUUUGUUCUUGUCUACCAGAAUUUACUGGUUCACCUCCUGGAUGUCGACCAGAAUGUGUAGUCAGUGCAGAAUGCCCAUCGAAUUUAGCCUGUAUUAAUCAGAAAUGCAUAAACCCUUGUCCUGGACCAUGCGGCACCAACGCAGAAUGCAAUGUUAUUCACCAUAGUCCUAUCUGUGCCUGUAGACAAAAAUAUACCGGUGACCCAUUCAGUCGUUGUUUCCCUAUGCCAGAAUCUCUACCAGUUCCGGUACCAUUUAAUCCAUGCAUUCCAUCGCCUUGUGGUCCAAACGCAGAAUGUCGCGAUAGCAAUGGCAUAUCUUCUUGUUCCUGUUUACCAAACUUUAUAGGAAGCCCUCCAAAUUGUCGUCCAGAAUGUACAGUGAACUCUGAUUGUUCUCUUAAUCAAGCCUGUAUGAGAGAGAAAUGCAAAGAUCCUUGUCCUGGUUCUUGUGGUACUUUUGCUCAGUGUACCGUAAUGAAUCAUGUACCAGUUUGUAGUUGCAUCGAAGGUUAUACUGGAGAUCCAUUUACAAACUGUUAUCCUAAACCACUACCACAACCAACAAUUUCUGAAGAUCCUUGCAAUCCAUCACCCUGUGGAUCAAAUACAGAGUGUAACAAUGGCAUUUGUACUUGUUUAGCUGAAUAUAGAGGAGAUCCCUAUAGAGGAUGUAGACCCGAGUGUGUUCUCAAUACGGAUUGUCCCACGAAUCAAGCUUGUGUUCAUAAUAAAUGCACUGAUCCUUGUGUCAACACUUGUGGACAAAAUGCCAUAUGCAAUGUCUUCAAUCAUAUUCCUAUGUGCAGUUGUCCUUCAAGCAUGAGUGGCAAUGCUUUCAUACUCUGUUCCCCAAUUCAAGAUGUAGCUCCAACAACGCCCUGUAAUCCAUCCCCAUGUGGUCAGAAUAGUCAAUGUCGUUCGAUAAAUGGCCAAGCAGUCUGCUCUUGCGUAUCUGGUUACAUAGGAAGUCCUCCAUCUUGUAGACCAGAAUGCGUAGUUAGCUCAGAUUGCUCCAGAAAUGAAGCAUGUAGUAAUCUAAAAUGUGUAAAUCCAUGUGUGGGAACCUGUGGCAUCCAAGCACAGUGUCAGGUCAUUAAUCAUAAUCCCAUAUGCAGUUGUCCUGCAGGAUUUUCCGGAGAUCCGUUCCUCAGGUGCAAUCCUAUCAUGGAAACCAAACCAGAAAUUAUAAACGUAUGCAAGCCAUCACCAUGUGGUCCUAACGCUCUGUGCCAAGUAAUAAAUGAUUCGCCAUCUUGCACCUGUUUACCAGGAUUUAUUAACUCUCCACCAAAUUGUCGUCCGGAAUGUGUCAGUAAUAGCGAAUGUUUGACACAUCACGCUUGUAUAAAUCAAAAAUGCAAAGAUCCAUGCCCUGGUUCCUGCGGAGAGAAUGCAGACUGUCGUGUAGUCAGUCACACACCCAUGUGUGUUUGUUCCAUUGGAUAUACGGGUGACCCGUUCACGCAAUGCGUUUCAUUCCAAGAAUCGAUACCAACUUCCCCUUGCACACCAUCGCCCUGCGGUUCGAACGCUAUUUGCAAAGAACAAAAUAGAGUGGGAUCUUGUGCCUGUUUGCCUGAAUAUAUUGGCAAUCCAUACGAAGGAUGUCGACCAGAGUGCACUGUUAGUUCAGACUGUCCCUCGAAUCUUGCCUGCAUAAGAAACAAGUGUCAAAAUCCUUGUCCUGGAACGUGUGGACAGGAUGCUAUUUGUCAAGUGAUUAAUCAUUCGCCAACUUGCACUUGUGUACCUGGUUUCACGGGUGAUCCGUUUAGAUAUUGUCAACUUAUGAGAGAACCUGACAAAUCCGAAGAUGAGACAAACCCGUGUAUUCCAUCGCCCUGCGGGCCGAAUAGUCAAUGCCGCGUGGUUUCCGGUAACGCGGUAUGUUCUUGCCUACCAGAGUACACUGGAAAUCCUCCCUCGUGCCGUCCAGAAUGUGUCGUGAGCUCAGAUUGCCCCUCGAAUAGAGCCUGCAUGAAUCAGAAAUGUGUGAAUCCUUGUCCACGACCUUGUGGACAAAACACUAACUGUCUAGUCGUAAAUCACAGUCCAAUUUGUACCUGCAAAGAAGGAAACACUGGAAAUCCGUUCACUAGAUGUUUCUCUCUUCCAACUCAACCAAUGUUACCUGAUCUACCUCAGAAUCCCUGUGUACCAUCCCCCUGCGGACCAUAUUCUGAAUGUCGAGAUAUCGGUGGCGCCCCUUCUUGUUCCUGUUUAGCUAAUUAUUUCGGUAGUCCACCGAAUUGUAGGCCAGAAUGUACCGUAAACUCGGAUUGUCCAAGUGAUAGAGCGUGCAUCAGACAGAAAUGCAUUGAUCCUUGUCCUGGAUCUUGCGGUUUAUCCUCACAAUGUACGGUUUUCAAUCAUGUUCCGGUUUGUACAUGUCUGGAGGGAUUCACUGGUGAUCCUUUCAGCAACUGUUCUCCUGCUCCACCCGUUGAAACAGUUCCUGAAGAUCCGUGCAAUCCAUCACCUUGUGGUCCAAAUGCGCAGUGCAAUAAUGGUGUUUGUACGUGUUUGGCAAAAUAUCAGGGCGAUCCUUAUUUAGGUUGUCGACCAGAAUGUGUUCUUAAUACAGAUUGUCCUUUGACUCAAACUUGUCUACGUAACAAAUGUGUUGAUCCUUGUAUCGGUACUUGUGGCCAAAAUGCAGUUUGCAACGUGUACAAUCACGUACCAAUGUGUAGUUGUCCUGCUGGAAUGACAGGCAAUGCAUUUGUUUUCUGUAAUCCAUUCAGAGAUCCUCUUGUGACGAAUCCAUGUAACCCAUCACCUUGCGGACCGAAUAGUCAGUGUAGAGAAGUGAACGAGCAAGCUGUGUGCACUUGCAUUCCUGGUUUCGUUGGUAUUCCACCGACUUGUAGACCAGAAUGUGUAGUGAGCACAGAUUGUGGACCCACAGAAGCUUGUAUAAAUCAAAAAUGCAAUAAUCCGUGUAUCGGAUCAUGUGGAAUCAGAGCAAUUUGUCAAGUAGUCAAUCAUAAUCCGAUUUGCAGUUGCUCUGUUACAAUGACUGGUGAUCCAUUUGUCAAGUGUAUUGAGAAACCAUUAGAAGUACCACCGCAACAGAAUCCUUGUGAACCAUCUCCUUGUGGUCCAAAUGCGCAAUGUCAAGUUAUCAAUAAUUCUCCAUCGUGUUCUUGUUUGCCAGAAUUCACUGGUUCAUCACCUAAUUGUAGACCAGAAUGCAUAAGUAAUAACGAGUGUCCAAGUAACUUAGCAUGCAUCAACCAGAAAUGUAGGGACCCUUGUCCAGGUUCCUGUGGUGAAAAUGCUAUAUGCAACACAGUAUCUCACACACCAAUGUGCACAUGUUCCUCAGGAUACACUGGAGAUCCAUUCACUCAGUGUGUCUUGCAACAACUUAUUCCAAUGUACAUUCCUCAACCCUGUGUACCAUCUCCUUGUGGAGCAAAUGCAAUCUGUAAGGAACGAAACGGAGCAGGAUCAUGCUCUUGUUUGCCAAGCUAUAUAGGUAAUCCCUAUGAAGGCUGUCGGCCGGAAUGUGUGUUAAAUUCAGAUUGUGUACCAAGCAAGAAUUGUGUUCAAUUUAAAUGCGAGGAUCCUUGUCCCGGUACAUGUGGUCAGAAUGCAGUUUGUCAAGUGAUUAAUCAUGUGGCUACUUGUAAUUGCUUGCCUAGAUUUACCGGAGAUCCUUUCAGAUUUUGUAGAGAAGAAGAGAUAGUCACUUCACCGACUGUGAAAAAUCCUUGUCAACCAUCACCUUGUGGAGCAAACAGUGUCUGUAAAGAGAACAAUGGACAGGCAGUGUGCUCGUGCUUGCCUGAAUUCCGUGGUUCUCCACCAGGAUGUAGGCCAGAAUGCGUGGCUAGCGCAGAAUGUUCUUUUGAUCGAGUUUGCGUAAAUCAGAAGUGCAUCGAUCCUUGUCCUGAUCCUUGUGGAAGAAACGCGGUUUGCAGAGUUAUCAAUCGUAAUCCUAUCUGUUCUUGCCAACAAGGAUUUACCGGAGAUGCUUUCACUAUCUGUUUUCCUGUUCCACGUCCAUCACCAGAGUCUUUAAUACCUGUGCAACAAGAUCCUUGUCUUCCAUCUCCUUGUGGUCCAUACUCACAGUGUCGAAAUAUUGGAGGAAAUCCCUCUUGUUCUUGUUCGCCAUCUUAUAUCGGUGUUCCACCAAAUUGCAGACCAGAGUGUACUAUAAACGCAGAAUGUUUGUCUGCACUCGCUUGUAUUCGCGAAAAGUGCUCUGAUCCUUGUCCAGGAUCAUGUGGUGUUGGUGCACAAUGCACUGUUGUUAAUCAUGUCCCGAUUUGUUCUUGUCUUGAAGGAUAUACUGGAGAUCCAUUUAGCAGCUGUAUUCCGAAACCAUUUAUAUCCGAAGAACCAGUGUUAGAUCCCUGCAAUCCUUCACCAUGUGGAGCAAAUGCGCUUUGUCGCGAUGGUUCUUGCACGUGUCUUCCGGAAUUCCAAGGUGAUCCUUAUAGUGGUUGUCGACCAGAAUGUGUGAUGAAUACUGACUGUGCUCGUGACAGAGCAUGUAUAAGAAACAAAUGCAUAGAUCCAUGUAUAGGAACUUGUGGACAGAACGCACAAUGCCAGACGAUUAAUCACAUUCCCAUGUGUAACUGUCCUAUUGGCAUGUCCGGAAACGCUUUUGUUUCCUGUUCUCCAGUUCAGGAAGAUACAAUACAAAACCCUUGCACUCCAUCACCUUGUGGACCGAAUAGUCAUUGUCAAGAAGUAAAUGGAAUCGCAGUUUGCAAAUGUAUAGAAGGUUUCAUGGGCAAUCCACCUACUUGUCGACCAGAAUGUGUCGUUAGUUCAGAUUGCGAGCUUUCCAAAGCUUGUGUCAAUCAGAAAUGCAGAGAUCCUUGUCCCGGAAGUUGUGGUGUAAGAGCAGAAUGCUCCGUGGUCAAUCAUAAUCCCAUUUGCAGGUGUCCUCAAGGUUUGAGUGGUGAUCCUUUCGCUGUUUGUACUGUUAUAGUCGAAACAUCUCCAGAACCGAUCAAUCCGUGUUACCCAUCACCUUGCGGUCCAAAUGCUCAAUGUCAAAUUAUGAAUCAAGCACCCUCAUGCUCGUGUUUGCCAGAAUUCACGGGAUCCCCGCCAAAUUGUAGACCAGAAUGUGUUAGCAAUAGCGAGUGUUCAACUCGACAAGCUUGUAUUAAUCAGAAAUGCAAAGAUCCAUGUCCUGAUUUAUGCGGAGCUAAUGCUGAGUGCAGCGUGUUCAGUCAUACUCCGAUUUGCUCUUGUCGUACAGGAUUCACUGGAGAUCCUUUUGUUCAAUGCAGUCCCCUUCAAAUUGUUGAAGAAAGACCUUCACCUUGUAUACCAACACCAUGUGGCGCGAACGCGAUUUGUAAAGAAUCAGGAAAUGCAGGUGCUUGCUCUUGCUUGCCUGAUUACAUAGGAAACCCUUACGAGGGUUGCAGACCAGAAUGCGUCGUGAAUUCAGAUUGUACAGCGAAUCUUGCAUGCAUAAGAUCCAAAUGCCAGGAUCCUUGUCCAGGCACUUGUGGUCCGAAUGCCAUGUGCAAUGUUGUGAAUCAUUUGCCAGUAUGCAUUUGUAUACAGGGAUAUACGGGAGACCCAUUUAGAUAUUGCAAUUUGAGUCCAAUGAAACAAGAAGAUGUGAUAGUGAAUCCUUGCAAUCCUUCACCUUGUGGGCCAAAUAGCGAAUGUCGCGUAAACAAUAAUCAAGCAGUCUGUUCUUGUAAAUCAUCUUACCUUGGCAGUCCACCUAAUUGCAGACCAGAAUGUGUAGUUAGCACUGAAUGCUCUCUGACACGAGCCUGCGUUAAUCAGAAAUGCAUAGAUCCAUGUCCCAAUUCGUGUGGCGUGAAUGCCAAUUGUAGGAUUAUUAAUCAUAGUCCUAUUUGUUUCUGCAACAAUGGAUACACUGGAGAUCCUUUCACUGCCUGUUUCCGUGCUCCUGUUCCUCCAGAAACUGCACUAACAGUGCAAAGAGACCCGUGUUUGCCAUCACCAUGUGGACCUAAUGCAAUUUGCCAGAAUGUAGGUCAAACUCCAGCUUGCACUUGUUUGUUAAACUAUCGUGGCAGUCCACCAAAUUGUAGACCAGAAUGUACGAUCAAUUCUGAGUGUCCUAGUAACCAAGCAUGUAUCCGAGAAAGAUGUAAAGAUCCCUGUCCAGGUUCAUGUGGUUUUAAUGCUCUGUGUACUGUAUUCAAUCACGUUCCUAUGUGUUCAUGUAUCGAAGGGUACACUGGCGAUCCUUUUAAUCAAUGUAGUCAACAAGUGAAACCUCCUGAACCAGUAGAGACAGAUUUAUGUAAUCCAUCUCCCUGUGGACCUAACACUCAAUGCGACAAUGGAAUUUGUUCUUGUCUGCCCAAUUAUUACGAAGAUUCGACUAUUGGUUGUCGACCAGAAUGUGUACUUAACAAUGAUUGCCCUAGAGACAAAGCUUGCAUGAGAAAUAAAUGCGAGGAUCCUUGCAUUGGAACGUGUGCCAAUGAUGCAAUUUGUAAUGUAGUUAAUCAUGUACCAAUGUGCAGCUGUCCACCUGGUUUCGAAGGAAAUGCAUUUGCAUUCUGUCGUCCUGCUAUAGCCAAUGUUCCAUCCAAUCCGUGCAGUCCGUCACCUUGCGGACCUAACAGUCAAUGUCGAUCGAAUAAUGGCCAAGCAAUUUGCAGUUGCGUGUCAGGUUAUUUAGGAAAUCCACCGAAUUGUCGUCCAGAGUGUAUAAUUAGCUCUGAAUGUCCACCAAAUGAAAUUUGCACAAAUCAGAAGUGUAGAAAUCCUUGCAUCGGUUCGUGUGGUUUGGAAGCUCGUUGCACAGUUGCAAAUCGUAAUCCUAUUUGUCAUUGUCCUGAAGGAUUCACGGGUGAUCCAUUCGUUAGAUGUUUUUUACUUCCAUCAGUUCCACCAGAACCGAUAAACGUUUGCCAACCUUCACCUUGUGGACCCAAUGCUCAGUGUCAAAUAUCAGAAAAUUCAUCUUCCUGCAUAUGUUUACCUGAUUUUAUCGGUUCUCCACCGAAUUGCAGACCUGAGUGUAUCAGCAAUAGCGAGUGUCCGAGUUAUCAAGCUUGUGUGAACCAAAAAUGUAAAAAUCCUUGUAUUGGUUCAUGUGGAGAGAAUGCACAAUGUCGUACUGUCAGUCACACGCCUAUGUGCUAUUGCGAAACCGGUUAUACCGGUGAUCCAUUCAUGCAAUGCUUUAUUAAGCCCAUCGAGGAUACAUCGAUAAAAGUAAAUCCAUGCUUACCCUCUCCUUGCGGGCCUAAUGCGAGAUGCACCGAAAGAAACAACGUAGGCUCUUGCGCGUGUCUCUCGGGCUACAUAGGAAAUCCGUACGAAGGGUGCAGGCCAGAAUGUAUUCUAGACUCCGAUUGUUCACCCACUCGUGCCUGUAUUAAUUCAAAAUGUGUCGAUCCGUGUCCAGGAACGUGUGGAACCAAUGCAGAAUGCCGCGUAAUCAAUCAUCGAGGUUCUUGCACCUGUUUCUCUGGUUAUACCGGUGAUCCCUAUCAAUAUUGUUCUAUCCAACCUAUUGUUUCUGAUGUCCCUGUAAGCGAUCCCUGUGGAAGUAGCCAAUGCGGUCCUAAUAGUCAAUGCAGGGUGAUUAAUCAAGUGGUUGUUUGCUCAUGCAUGCCGAAUUAUAUUGGUACUCCUCCAGCUUGUAGACCGGAAUGUGUUACCAGCUCGGAAUGUACUAUUGACAAAGCGUGUGUAAAUCAAAAAUGCGUAAAUCCGUGCCCUACCUCUUGUGGAAAGAACUCCGAUUGCAGAGUGAUCAAUCAUGCGCCUUUGUGUAAUUGCAUGAGAGGAUAUACUGGUGAUCCGUUCUCUAUCUGUUUUCCUAUUCCAUUGACACCACCUGUUCAAUUUGAUCUUGUACCGAAAGAUCCUUGUAUUCCAUCUCCUUGUGGUGCUUAUUCAGAAUGUCGAAACAUUGGUAAUAUACCAUCCUGUUCCUGUUUGGCCACAUAUAUCGGAAACCCACCGAAUUGUCGACCAGAAUGUACUAUAAAUUCAGACUGUCGUCCAAGUCAGGCUUGCAUGCAACAAAAAUGCAGGGAUCCUUGUCCUGGAUCUUGUGCUCCUUUAGCUCAAUGUUCCGUUGUCAAUCAUAUACCAACUUGUUCUUGUCUGCCUGGUUACACUGGAGAUCCUUUCACCAAUUGUUUUGUUCAACCAACACUACCUAUUGAAACUGAUCCAUGUGCAUCUUGUGGGUCAAAUGCACGCUGUGAUAAUGGCAUUUGCUCUUGUUUGCCCGAAUAUUCUGGUGAUCCAUACGCAGGUUGCAGACCGGAAUGUGUUCUAAGUAACGAAUGUCCAAUUAACAGAGCUUGCGUUAGAAAUAAAUGUAUCGAUCCUUGUGUUGGUAUUUGUGGACAGAAUGCAUUGUGCAAUGUGUUCAAUCAUGCACCUAUGUGCAGUUGUCUUCCGGGAAUGUCAGGAAACGCUUUCGUGCUCUGUUCACCUCUUCAAGCAACCGAAGUCAGUGAUCCUUGCAAUCCAUCACCCUGUGGUCCUAACAGUCGAUGCAGACAAAAUAAUAUGCAAGCUACAUGCUCUUGCAUAAGUGGAUAUAUAGGAGCACCUCCUACUUGUAGACCAGAAUGUGUGAUUAGUUCUGAUUGCUCAUUAAAUGAAGCUUGUAUUAAUCAAAGAUGUAGAAAUCCUUGUGAAGGAGGCUGUGGAUUAAAUGCAAUUUGUAAUGUCGUGAACCACAAUCCUAUAUGCUCAUGUAGAGAAAAGAUGACUGGUGAUCCUUUCCUCAGAUGUUAUCCAAUACCUGAAAGACUUCCAAUUCCGAUCAAUCCUUGUCAACCAUCUCCUUGUGGACCAAACGCGGAGUGUCAAGUGCUCAAUGAUCAACCAUCCUGCUCGUGUCUUCUAGAAUUUAUAGGAUCACCACCUAACUGUCGCCCAGAGUGUGUUAGCAAUAGCGAAUGUCCUAAUCGAUUAGCAUGCAUCAAACAAAAAUGUCAAGACCCUUGUAUAAAUUCUUGUGGAGUGAAUGCGAUUUGUAACGUUGUUAGUCACACUCCAAUGUGUGCUUGCAUUGAUGGUUAUAGUGGAGAUCCAUUUACACAAUGUAUUCCACAGCAAUUCGACGAUGAAACUAAUAGACCAGAUCCUUGCACUCCAUCUCCAUGUGGAUCAAAUGCAAUCUGUCGAGUUCAACAAAAUACAGCUUCCUGUUCCUGUCAAGAUGAUUAUAUUGGAAAUCCUUACGAAGGAUGUAGACCCGAAUGUACCCUAAGUUCAGAUUGUCCAUCCAAUCAAGCUUGCUUUAGAUCUAAAUGUAGAGAUCCUUGUCCUGGAACUUGUGGUCCAAAUGCUCAGUGUUAUGUUAUUAAUCACGCAGCCGUUUGUAAUUGUCUUGAACGAUAUACUGGUGAUCCUUUCAAUUAUUGCAAUCUUAUCACAGAACAACCUAAACCUAAUCUCGCUAAUCCUUGCGAGCCAACACCUUGCGGACCUUAUAGUCAAUGCAGAGAAAUUAAUGGUCAAGCCACGUGUUCUUGUCUUCCAACUUAUAUAGGUGUACCUCCUAAUUGUAAACCAGAAUGUACAGUUAGUUCUGAUUGCUCGUUAAAUCUGGCUUGUAAAAAUAACAAAUGUAUUGAUCCAUGUCCUGAUUCUUGUGGUCAACAAAGCACUUGCAGAGUCGUGAACCAUAGUCCUAUUUGCAGUUGCAAACCAGGCUUCACUGGUGAUCCUUUUACAUAUUGUUUCUUCAAUCCACCUCCAUCCGUUAUUGAGACACCUAUAGAUCCAUGUAUCAAUUCACCUUGCGGGCCCAAUUCUGUGUGUCGCAAUGUCAAUGGUUCUCCUUCGUGCUCUUGCAUGCUUAAUUAUAUUGGUGCGCCACCAAAUUGUCGUCCAGAAUGUAUCAUCAACACGGAUUGUCCCAGAAAUCAGGCUUGUAUUCGCGAAAAAUGCCAAGAUCCUUGUCCAGGAUCUUGUGGAAUUAACAGUAUUUGUACCGUAUAUAAUCAUGUUCCUAUUUGUACAUGUUUGGAAGGAUACAUGGGAGAUCCUUUCAAUAGUUGUCAACUCAAACCAAUAAAAGUAGAAGAACCUGUGAUAGAUCCAUGCAACAAAUCUCCUUGUGGUCCCAAUGCUCAAUGUGAUAAUGGUAUUUGCACUUGCUUGCCAGAAUACUUCGGCAAUCCAUAUAUCAGUUGUCGACCAGAAUGCGUGUUAAGUACAGAUUGUUCAAAUGAUAAAGCGUGUAUAAAGAAUAAAUGUAUGGAUCCUUGUCCUGGAGCUUGUGGUCAGAAUGCUCAAUGCAAUGUUAUCAAUCAUAUACCCAUGUGUAGUUGUCCCUCUAAUACUGGAGGAAAUGCUUUAAUAGUAUGUUCACCUGUGCAAGCUCCUACAAAAACAAAACCAUGUAAUCCAUCCCCAUGCGGACCAAACAGUAUAUGUAGAGAGGUGAACGAUCAAGCUGUAUGUACUUGUGCUCCAGAAUAUCUUGGAACUCCACCUUUAUGCAGACCAGAAUGCUUGAUUAGUUCAGACUGUGCUCAGAAUCAGGCUUGCUUGAAUCAAAAAUGUAGAGAUCCAUGUAUUGGAACAUGUGGUACUCAGGCAAUCUGCUUAGUGGUGAAUCAUAAUCCUGUUUGCUCUUGUCCAGAAAGAUAUACAGGAAAUCCGUUCAUCAGAUGCGAGAUCAAAAAAAUAGUAGCGCCUACGAACCCUUGUCAACCGUCACCCUGCGGUCCAUAUUCCCAAUGUCAGGUGAUCAACGACACCCCAUCCUGCAGCUGUCUGACUGAAUAUAUAGGUGCUCCACCAAAUUGCAAACCCGAGUGCAUAUCAAACUCCGAGUGCCCCAGCCACCAAACCUGUAUUCGACAAAAGUGCGGAGAUCCUUGUCCAAAUCUCUGUGGAGAGAGUGCAGAAUGCCACGUAACUUAUCACGUACCAAACUGUGUUUGUCCUAUUGGUUUUACCGGAGACCCUUAUACACGUUGCACGAUAAUAACUCGCGAACCGGAACUUUCACCCUGCGCUGAAGGCACUUGUGGCACAAAUGCUUUGUGCAGAGAACGAGACGGUGUCGGCAUUUGUUAUUGCCCCCCUGAAUAUGUUGGCAACCCAUACGUAGGCUGUAGACCCGAAUGCGUGAUUAACCCUGAUUGUCCAUCCAACAAAAUGUGCGUGCGAAACAAAUGCCAAGACCCUUGCCCUGGAGCCUGCGGCUGGAAAGCCGAGUGCUCGGUGGUUAACCAUCUGCCUUUCUGCAAUUGCCCGCCAGGAUUCACUGGCGACCCGCUUAUCGCAUGCAGUGUGGCUCUAGUGUCGCAAGAUGUGGAUAUGUGCAGCCCAUCACCUUGCGGACCAAAUAGUCAGUGCAAAGAGAUAUCCGGUCAGGCUGUGUGUUCAUGCCUGCCAACUUAUGUAGGCACCCCUCCUGGAUGCAGACCAGAAUGCGUAGCUAGUUCCGAAUGUCCUACGCAGCUCGCGUGCAAAGACUACAAAUGCACAAACCCGUGUCCGAGUCCUUGCGGCUUGAACACCAAAUGCAUAGUCGUGAACCAUAGUCCCAUCUGUAGUUGCAUGCCCGGAUACAGUGGAGAUCCAUUCACCACUUGCACACCGAUUCCACCUGUCACAAUCCCUGGCCCAAUGGAGAAAGACCCCUGUGUACCAUCCCCAUGUGGUAGUUUCGCCCAAUGCAGAAACAUUCGCAAUUCUGCAGCAUGCAGUUGUUUAGAAGGUUAUACCGGUCAGCCACCGAAUUGCAGACCCGAAUGCACGAUCAAUUCCGAAUGUCAAAGCGACAUGUCCUGUGUCAAUAUGAAGUGCAGAGAUCCUUGUCCCGGUUCCUGUGGCCUUGCUGCUAUUUGUACAGUAGUUAACCACAUUCCCAUAUGUAAUUGUCCCGAAGGUUUCACUGGAAAUCCAUUCACUCUCUGUCAAUUGCUACCAGCUACACCCAUUAUAUCUACACCAGUAGAGGAUGAAUGUUCUUUGUCACCCUGUGGACCUAAUACAGAAUGUUUAAAAGGUGUUUGCACAUGUCUGUCAGAAUUCCAAGGAAACCCAUAUUUAGGAUGUCGACCCGAGUGCGUGUUAAACACCGACUGCCCUCGCGAUAGAGCUUGUUUGCGCAACAAAUGUAUGGAUCCUUGUCCCGGAACCUGUGGUCUGAACGCCAUUUGCGCGGUUAUCAAUCACGUGCCUAUGUGCAGCUGCCCUGGAAACAUGACUGGCAAUGCGUUUAGUCAAUGUACUUUUUUGCAAGAUGUGAUACCCAUCAAUCUAUGUAGCCCAACACCUUGUGGGCCGAAUAGCGAAUGCAGAAUCGUAAACGGUCAAGCAGUUUGCUCGUGCAUCAAAGGAUUUUUAGGAAGCCCACCUACCUGUAGACCCGAGUGCAUUGUAAGCACAGAUUGCCCGCAAAACGAAGCCUGUAAUAAUCAGAGAUGCACAAAUCCAUGUCCAGGAGCAUGUGGAAUCGGAGCCAAGUGCAACGUCAUCAACCAUAAUCCCAUAUGCAGUUGCCCAUUGCGUUUCACAGGCGAUCCAUUCGUACAGUGCAUACCUUUCUUGGAAGAACCUGCGAUAGAUCCAUGUAAGCCAUCUCCUUGCGGUCCAAAUUCUCAAUGUCAGGUGAUCAACGAUUCUCCCUCUUGUUCAUGCUUGCCAGAAUUCUCUGGUAGUCCACCCAAUUGUCGUCCAGAGUGCAUUAGCAACAGUGAAUGCCCUAGUCAAUUUGCUUGUAUUAAUCAGAAAUGUAAAAAUCCUUGUAUUGGAUCUUGUGGAUCUGGUGCUGAUUGCUAUGUCGUCAGUCACACUCCCAUGUGUACUUGUUUGAGCGGAUACACAGGCGAUCCGUUCUCACAGUGCAUUUUUAAAGAAUCAAUUAUUCCAUUGCCCAUGCCCAUUGAUCUCUGUAACCCGUCUCCUUGUGGUUCAAAUGCUAUUUGUAAAGAAUUAAAUGGAGCUGGUUCGUGUACCUGUAUUUCUAAUUAUAUCGGAAAUCCAUACGAGGGAUGUCGACCGGAAUGUUUGUUAAAUUCCGAUUGCUCUGCUAAUCAAGCUUGCAUGAAUAGCAAAUGCCAAGAUCCUUGUCCAGGAAUCUGUGGUCGUAAUGCAGAGUGUCAUGUUAUCAAUCACUUACCAGUGUGCGAAUGUUAUCCUGGUCACACUGGUAAUGCAUUUGUCCUGUGUUCACUUAUGCUGCCAGAAGUCGAUCAAACGAUUAGUCGACCUUGUAAUCCAUCUCCCUGUGGACCCAACAGCCAAUGCAGAUCAAUCAAUGGACAAUCUAUAUGUUCGUGUUUGCCCGACUUCAUAGGAAGUCCACCAUCCUGUAGACCAGAGUGCACGAUUAGUACAGAAUGUGCGCCAAAUUUAGCCUGUAUCAAUAAAAAAUGCGGUGAUCCUUGUCCAGGAUCGUGUGGUUCGAAUACCAGAUGUGAGACCAUUAAUCACAAAGCAAUUUGUGCUUGUCAACCUAGUUUCACUGGUGACCCACUCGUUGCUUGUUUCGAAAUGAUGAUGGAAAGACCAUCUCCCUUACCACCAAUAUAUGAGAAUCCUUGUGUACCAUCCCCUUGUGGACCAUAUUCAGAAUGUCGUAAUAUAAAUGGUCAGGCUUCUUGCGCUUGUUUAUCAGAAUAUAUGGGUACACCGCCUAAUUGUAGACCAGAAUGUAUAAGGAAUUCAGAAUGUCCUAGCAAUCAGGCUUGCAUUCAGAAAAAAUGUCGUUAUCCUUGUGAAGGAGUUUGUGGUGUAGGCGCCCAAUGUACUGUAACUGAUCACAUACCCAUUUGUACAUGUCUCAAAGGAUUAUCUGGUGAUCCUUUCGUCAAGUGUUCGUUUACUCCAGUGAUACAGGAAAAACCUGCGGAUUCUUGUGUCAAUUGUGGUACAAAUACGCAAUGUAUCAAUAGAACUUGUAUCUGUCUACCAGAAUAUCAGGGAGAUCCAUAUUUAGGUUGUCGUCCAGAAUGUGUUUUGAACUCAGAUUGUCCCAAAGAUAAAGCUUGUAUUAAAAGCAAAUGCAACGAUCCAUGUGCAGGCAUUUGUGGUCAAAAUGCAUUAUGUUCUGUCGUAAAUCAUAUUCCAAUUUGCACUUGUCCACCUGGAACUUCAGGAAAUGCAUUUGUAGUCUGUUCUAUCAUUCAAGUGCAAACACCGAAAGAUCCAUGCAAUCCAUCACCCUGUGGACCCAACAGCCAAUGUAGAAAGAUAAAUGAUCAAGCAAUUUGCUCUUGCAUCCCUGGUUAUCUAGAUACGCCACCGAAUUGUAGACCAGAAUGUAUUCUUAGUUCAGAUUGUCCGUCCAAUAUGGCUUGUAAUAAUCAAAAAUGCAUUGAUCCUUGUCCAGGAACUUGUGGAAUAAGAGCUGAAUGUGUGGUCGUGAAUCAUAAUCCGAUUUGUAGUUGCCCACCCGAUUUGGUAGGCGAUCCUUUCAGAAUGUGUCUCAGGAAACCCGAAGAACCUCAAGUCUUGAAUCUAUGCGUUCCAUCACCUUGCGGUCCAAACAGUCGAUGUCAAGUCAUAAACGAAUCACCUUCGUGUUCUUGUUUGCCUGAAUUCCUCGGUUCUCCACCAAAUUGCAAGCCAGAAUGCAUUAGUAAUAGCGAAUGUUCCACCCAUUUAGCUUGUAUAAAUCAAAAGUGUCGCGAUCCUUGUCCUGGUUCCUGUGGUCCCAAUUCUGAAUGCAGAGUGAUUAGUCACACACCCAUGUGUGUAUGCUCGUAUGGUUUCGUUGGUGAUCCUUUCAUACAGUGUGUUCCAAAACCAGUUUUUGAAGAUACCAUAGAAAAACCUACCCCAUGUGUACCGUCGCCCUGUGGCUCUAACGCAGUAUGUAAUGAGCUAAACGGUGCAGCAUCCUGCAAAUGUCUUUCUGAUUACAUUGGCAAUCCCUACGAAGGCUGUCGACCAGAAUGUAUCAUUAAUUCCGAUUGUACAGCUGAUCUGGCUUGUGUUAAAUCUAAAUGUCAAAAUCCUUGUCCAGGAUUCUGUGGAUAUAACGCUAUUUGUCAGGUUGUUAAUCAUGCACCUCUAUGCACUUGCCAACCUGGAUAUACAGGAGAUCCAUUCGUUCAGUGUAAUGUUAUUCAAGAGCCACCAAAACCAGCUGAUCCUUGUAGUCCAUCUCCUUGCGGUUUAAACAGUCAAUGUCGCGUAUCUAAUGAACAAGCUAUUUGUUCUUGUUUGCCUACUUUCAUGGGAACUCCACCAAUGUGCAGACCAGAAUGUACAAUUAGUUCCGAUUGUGCGACGAAUCGUGCUUGCAAGAAUCGCAAAUGCAUAGAUCCUUGUCCAGGAAUUUGUGGUAUUAAUGCUAGAUGCGAGGCUAUCAAUCAUAGUCCGAUUUGCAGUUGUAACAUGGGAUAUACUGGUGAUGCUUUUGUCAGAUGUUUCAAAGUUCCAACUAUUCAAAUUAGUAGUUCAGACAAACCAAUCAAUCCUUGCGUACCUUCGCCAUGUGGUCCAUUCUCUGUCUGUCAUAUUGUUGGAAAUGCGGAUUUACCAAGUUGUACUUGUAUGGAGAAUUAUAUAGGAACUCCACCGAAUUGUCGACCAGAAUGCACUAUUGAUUCAGAAUGUGCCAGUAACAGGGCUUGUCUCAGACAAAAAUGUACAGAUCCUUGUCCAGGUUCCUGUGGUACAGGAGCUCAAUGUUUGGUAGUGAAUCAUAUGGCUGUGUGUACUUGUCCUAAGGGUUAUACAGGAGAUCCAUUUGUCAAUUGCUUCCUUCAACCUCCUCCUUCAUCACCGGUUCUUCAAGAUGCUUGUAAUCCUUCACCAUGCGGAUCAAACGCAAUGUGUCGCGAUGGUGUAUGCACCUGUUUACCAGAAUAUCAUGGUGAUCCAUAUUACGGAUGUCGUCCAGAAUGUGUUCAGAAUCCAGAUUGUCCUCUAGAUAAGGCUUGCAAUCGUAACAAAUGUUUCGAUCCUUGUACCGGCAUUUGUGGUCAGAACGCCGAGUGUGUCGUGAUAAAUCACACUCCUAUGUGCAGUUGUCCCGAUGGCAUGUCAGGAAAUGCGUUUAUGGCGUGUUAUCCGGUGAAAGACCCAGUUAUAGUACAACCUUGUAAUCCAUCACCCUGUGGUCCUAACAGUAGAUGUCAAGAUAUUAAUGGACAGGCAGUUUGUUUCUGUGCCCCUGGUUACAUAGGAAACCCACCAGCUUGUCGACCAGAAUGUAUAGUUAAUAGUGAUUGUUCGUUAAAUGAAGCUUGCGUGAAUCUGAAGUGUGGAGAUCCAUGUCCUGGAUCCUGUGGAGUAUCAGCUCGAUGUCAAGUGGUCAAUCAUAAUCCCAUUUGCAGUUGUCCUUCAGCAUUUAUUGGCGAUCCCUUUAUUCGUUGCUUACCUAGACCCGAAGAACCUGUGUUGUCAACUAAUCCAUGUCAGUCAUCACCAUGCGGUCCAAACGCAAUCUGUCAAGUCAUAAAUAAUUCUCCAUCCUGUUCGUGCAAACCAGAAUUCAUUGGUACUCCACCAAAUUGCAAACCAGAGUGUAUUAGUAAUACCGAAUGUGCUAGUCAUAUGGCGUGCAUCAAUCGCAAAUGCAGAGAUCCUUGCCCUGGUUCCUGUGGUCCUAAUGCGGAAUGUCACGUGGUGAAUCACAUUGCGUCAUGCAUAUGUGCCAAGGAUUACACUGGAGAUCCAUUCGUUCAGUGUGUUGCCAAGCAACCGGAUACAAGUAUAGCACCUAGACCCUGUGAACCUUCCCCAUGCGGAACUAAUGCCAUUUGCCGAGACCAGAAUAGCCUUAGCUCUUGCACUUGUUUGCCCGAAUAUAUCGGCAAUCCUUACGAAGGAUGCCGACCAGAAUGCAUUCGUUCGUCAGAUUGUCCCUCUCAUUUGGCUUGCAUUAGAUCUAAGUGUCAGAAUCCUUGUCCCGGUUCUUGCGGAGCCAAUACCAAUUGUCAGGUGGUAAAUAAUUUACCUAUAUGUACUUGCAUUCCGCAAUAUACUGGUGAUCCAUACGUGAACUGUGUAUACAAGAUUUCACCAACCGAAGAAGAAGAACGAGAUGUUUGUCAACCAUCUCCUUGCGGUCCGAAUAGUCAAUGUCAAAAUAUAAAUGGUCAAGCAGUAUGUUCCUGCUUACCUCAAUAUAUAGGAACUCCACCAAACUGUAGACCAGAAUGUAUCGUAAAUUCGGAAUGUAAUUCGAAUCUCGCGUGUAUCAAUCAGAAAUGCAAAGAUCCUUGUCCUGGUACAUGUGGGAUGAAUGCACAAUGCAAAGUACUUCAUCAUAGUCCCAUUUGUAGUUGUGGAAGUGAUUUUACAGGAGAUCCUUUUGUUCAUUGCUUUCCUGUUCCAUUGCUAAAGCCGGAAGAAUCAUAUCCGAAAGAUCCAUGUGUUCCAUCACCUUGUGGUCGAAAUGCGAUGUGCAAAGCCAUAGGAGAAACUCCAGUCUGUACUUGCAUGAACAAUUAUAUAGGAGUUCCACCGAAUUGCCGACCAGAAUGCUCGAUCAAUUCAGAUUGCAUAGCAGAUAAAGCAUGCAUUCAAGAAAAAUGUAGAGAUCCUUGUCCAGGAUCUUGUGGCUUGAAUGCACGUUGCACAGUUAUAAACCAUACACCAGCUUGUACUUGUCCUGAAGGAUAUUCCGGCGAUCCAUUCAUCAAUUGUUCGCCAAUUACAUUUAUUUCAGAACCUCCAUCAAAUCCAUGCAAUCCAUCACCAUGUGGACCAAAUGCACAGUGCAAUAAUGGUGUUUGUACUUGUAUACCUGGCUAUCUAGGUGACCCAUACACUAUAUGUCGACCUGAAUGUGUAAUCAACACAGAUUGUUCCCGAAACGAAGCUUGUAUAUUACACAAAUGCAGAAAUCCUUGUGUAGGAACUUGUGGAGUAAAUGCAGAGUGUAAUGUAGUCAAUCAUUUACCGAUAUGCAACUGUCCUAGGAAUAUGACGGGCAAUGCAUUCGUUUCGUGUAUUCCUCUUCAAGAACCUACCAUAAUUGAUCCAUGUAGUCCAUCUCCUUGCGGCCCGAACAGUCAUUGUCGAUCCUCCAAUGGCCAAGCUAUUUGUAGUUGUGUUACUGGAUUUAAGGGAUCCCCACCAUCUUGUAGACCAGAGUGUAUUGUUAGUACUGAUUGUCCGCGUAACAGAGCUUGCAGUAAUCAGAAAUGCAUUGAUCCUUGUCUUGGUACUUGUGGAUUAUCUGCCCAAUGUUCUGUGAUCAAUCAUAAUCCUGUAUGCAGCUGUUUCGAGCAAUAUACCGGAAAUCCAUUCGUACAAUGCAUUCCGCAAACAAAACAACCGGAUAUUCCAGUGAAUCCUUGUCAGCCAUCACCUUGCGGUCCCAAUGCUCGAUGUCAGAUGAUUAAUAAUGCACCCUCGUGUUCUUGUCUCCCUGAAUUUAUAGGAACUCCACCAAACUGCAGACCUGAAUGCGUGAGCAAUUCAGAAUGCCCAACGCAACAGGCUUGCAUUAACCAAAAAUGCAAAGAUCCUUGUCCUGGUUCCUGUGGCACGAACACCGAGUGCAGAACUAUUAGUCACACUCCUAUGUGUACUUGUGCUAAUAACUUCACCGGAAAUCCGUUUAUUCAAUGUACACCUCAACCAAUCGAAGACAUAGCACAAAGAAUCAAUCCAUGUCAACCAUCCCCUUGUGGUCCAAAUGCUGUUUGUCGCGAAUCUUAUGGUUCACCUCAAUGCACUUGUUUGCCCGAUUUCUAUGGAAAUCCGUAUGAAAAUUGUAGACCGGAAUGUAUUAUCAAUACCGAUUGUCCAUCCAAUCGUGUCUGUAUAAGAAACAAGUGUCAAGAUCCUUGUCCAGGAACUUGUAGUUUUAAUGCCGACUGCAAUAUAAUCAAUCAUAUUCCAAUAUGCAGUUGUAAACUGGGUUACACUGGUGAUCCAUUUAGAUAUUGCAGCGUAUUCGAACAACCUCCCACACUAAGUCCUAUAAAUCCAUGCGAUCCAUCACCGUGCGGACCCAAUAGUCGAUGUCGCAAUGUGAACGGUCAGUCUAGUUGCUCUUGUCUUCCCAAUUUCAAGGGAAUUCCUCCAUUAUGUAGACCAGAAUGCGUAGUUAGCACGGAAUGUGCUAGCAAUAGAGCUUGCAUAAACCAAAAAUGUGUAAACCCAUGUUCCGGAGUUUGUGGAAUAAAUGCGAAGUGCGAAGUCUUCCAUCAUAGUCCUAUUUGUAGCUGCGACGCUUCUCAAACCGGAGAUCCAUUUGUAAAAUGUUUUGAUAUGACCACACCCGCACCACUUUUACCCAUAAACCCUUGCGUUCCAUCGCCUUGCGGCCCGUUUUCGCAAUGUCAAGAUAUAGGAGGUAUAUCAUCUUGUUCUUGUUUGCCCAAUUAUGUUGGUUCAGCUCCCAAUUGUCGACCAGAAUGUUCCAUUAACUCGGAUUGUACGAGUAAUAAGGCUUGUGUAAGAGAAAAAUGUAAAGAUCCGUGUCCAGGAUCUUGUGCAACGAAUGCACUAUGCAGCGUCAUUAAUCACACACCUGUUUGCACUUGUCCCAGAGAUUAUACAGGAGAUCCUUUCACUAAUUGCCAACCAAUCUUCACACUCACACCUAUCGUCCCAGUUCAAUCAGACCCAUGCCAUCCAUCACCUUGUGGUCCAAACGCCAUCUGUCGAAACGCUGUGUGCAGUUGUAUAAAUGAGUAUCAUGGCGACCCUUAUCUAGGUUGUCGACCAGAAUGCGUACAGAAUUCGGACUGUACUUAUGAUAAAGCUUGUUCCAACAAUAAAUGCGUGAAUCCUUGUACCAAAGUCUGCGGUCAGAACGCAGAAUGCACUGUGAUCAAUCAUAUCCCUACUUGCAGUUGCUUGGAAAAUUAUGAAGGAGAUCCAUUUAACCUCUGCAAACCUGUCCGAAAACGUACGAAACCUUGCGAACCCUCACCCUGUGGACCCAACAGCAUUUGUCGCGAGUUUAGUGAGCAAGCUUCUUGCACUUGCCUACCUGGAUAUUUCGGAAUUCCACCCAGCUGUAGACCCGAAUGCUUGGUAAACUCUGACUGUGAGCAGAAUAAAGCUUGCGUGAAUCAGAGAUGCCAAAAUCCGUGCGACAACGCUUGCGGACAAAGCGCGUUAUGUAUCGUACGAAACCACAAUCCUAUUUGCAGUUGUCCCGCACAGUAUUCCGGUGACCCAUUUGUUAGCUGUUUCCCUAUGACACCACAAUACGAAGAGGCUAGUCAGAAUCCGUGCAAACCCUCGCCAUGUGGAUCAAAUUCUCAAUGCACAGUAACACCAGACAAUAAAGCCUCUUGUGCCUGUAUGCCCGAGUUUAUAGGCUCACCUCCCAACUGUAGACCUGAAUGUCUCGUGAACAGCGAAUGUCCUAGCAACGAGGCAUGCGUUAAACAGAAGUGUACCGAUCCUUGUACCGGACUCUGCGGCUUUAAUGCCCUGUGUCAAGUUACCCAGCAUUACGUCCACUGUAUGUGUUCCGAGGGAUACACCGGGGACCCGUUUGCUAUUUGUACCAUGAUCAAGACUCCAGAAAAACCAUCUACGUCACUGAGACCUUGCAGUCCUUCACCGUGUGGAAUCAACGCUUAUUGCAGGGAAAGACAAAAUACAGCGUAUUGCGAAUGUUUGCCAGAUUUCCGUGGAAAUCCUUAUGAAGGCUGUCAACCUGAGUGUUUAACCAACACUGAUUGUCUGAAAUCGCAAGCUUGCGUUAGGACUAAAUGUCAGGAUCCUUGUCCUGGUACCUGUGGCGUUGGUGCGAUCUGUACCGUCUCUAAUCACAUUCCUAUUUGUUCUUGUCCUCUGCCUACUAUCGGCGAUGCGUUUACGAUCUGUCAAGCCAUUCCUGAAGCUCCAAAAGAGAGAGACCCUUGUUCUCCAUCACCAUGCGGUCCCAAUACCAUUUGUGAAAAAAUCGGCGAUACAGCUGUCUGCAAAUGUUUACCUGGUCUCCAAGGAAUUCCUUCUAGUAUAACAGGUUGUCAUCCAGAAUGUGUGAUUAGUUCAGAUUGUCCGGGAGAUAAAGCUUGCAUCGGUAACAAAUGCGUGAAUCCUUGCACGCAAAAUGUGUGCGGUAUCAAGGCCACAUGCAAAGCCAUCAAUCACAGUCCUCUAUGCAGUUGUCCACCUCCUUUAAUUGGCAAUCCAUUCGACGAAUGUAUCAUUCAAAUUGAAACUGAUCCUUGUAGUCCAUCUCCAUGCACUUAUAAUGGCGAAUGUAAAGUUCGAAAUGGCAUCGCAAUAUGCAUAUAUCCAGAAUGUGUUAUUAAUUCUGAUUGUCCACGAGAUAAGGCUUGUUUCAACCAGAAAUGUAAAGAUCCUUGCAUCGGUGCUUGUGGUAUCAAUUCAUUAUGUCAAACAGUAAAUCACAAGCCUGUUUGUUCAUGUCCAAUUGGAUUCACUGGAAAUGCUCGCAUACAGUGUACUAUUCCAACGAUCGAAGAACCAGUUCCAGAAUGUAUUCAAAAUUCCGAAUGUCCGAACGAUAAGACUUGCUACAACCAGAAAUGCAUCGAUCCUUGCACACUCGAUUCUUGUGGUUUCAACAGCCGUUGUCACGUACAAUUGCAUCGAGUUGUAUGCGUAUGUAACGAAGGGUUCACUGGCAAUCCUCAACAAUAUUGUGGUGAAAUUGGUUGUCGUGGUGAUAGUGAUUGUCCAUUAACACAAUCCUGUGUUAACAACGAAUGUAUAGAUACUUGUUCUGUGACCCAAUGCGGAAUUAAUGCAUUUUGUAAAUCGGAUGGAUAUCAUAAACCAAGAUGUUACUGUCCUGAUGGAUAUUUAGGAAAUCCAUAUCAAGCAUGCGAAAGAUCAGAAUGCGUAACUGAUAAUGAUUGUCCAUCUUCUUUAUCAUGUCGCGAUUCAAAAUGUAUAAAUCCUUGUGAUUGUCCACCAUCUGCACAAUGCCACGUGAUUAAUCAUCGACCAAUCUGUCGUUGUCCUCCUGGUUAUGUAGGCAAUCCUUACACCUCGUGUCUGAUCGAACCGAUUGAACAACAGCCUCAAUGUCAAGUAGAUGGAGACUGUCCAAGUAAAUUGGGCUGUUUCAGUGGUGUUUGCAAAGAUCCAUGUGUUGAAAGUAAACCUUGCAUCGCUGGAGCAAAAUGUUCUGUUGUAAACACUUUGCCAAUGAGGACUAUGAUUUGCGAGUGUUUACCAAACUUUGCUGGCGAUGCAACUGUCGCUUGCAUUCCUGUGGAUAAACAAAUCGAAGCUAUCUGUAAAGCCAACUCUCAAUGUGCUUCAAAUAUGUCGUGUCUGAACGAAAGAUGUAUCGAUCCAUGCAUUAUCAAUCCAUGUGCUUCGAAUGCGGAAUGUUUAGUCCAAAAUCAUUAUCGUCAAUGUCAUUGUUCGCGUGGCACUGCCGGUGAUCCAUUUGUAAAUUGUUACAGAGAUACUGAUUCAUUUCCAGAAUGUACAUCGAAUCUUGAUUGCGCACCUAAUGAAGCUUGUAUUAAUGAAUUAUGUCAAAAUCCAUGUGUCAGUACGCAAUGUGGUUUGAACGCGGAGUGUCUCACUGUCAAUCAUUAUCCAACCUGUCAUUGUAAGCAAAACUUCGCGGGAGAUCCACAAGUACAAUGUUUUAGACCCGAAUGCAAAUCAGAUAGCGAUUGUCCUUACGAUAAAACUUGUCAAAACAAUAAUUGCAUCACACCUUGCUUAAUCGGAGAUAUUGCCUGUGGUCGUGGCGCAGAAUGCAUCGCUGUCUCCCACAGGGCGCAAUGCGUAUGUCCACGGGGCACUCAAGGUGAUCCACGGAUUGCGUGCAUCUCCACGAUAUGUCAUUACAAUGAAGAUUGUGCAGAUCACGAAGCUUGUGACAGAUUGAACAGAGUAUGUCGACCUGUUUGCGAGGAUGAUAUUUGCGCAGAAACUGCAAAAUGUAUUGCGAGGGACCAUCAACCUAAAUGCGUCUGCCCUCUUGGUACCACUGGAAAUCCAUAUAUUGAUUGUACUGGUAUUUCCAUCGAACCAGAAUGCAAAUCAGAUAGCGAAUGUCCAUCAUACUUCGCAUGUAUCAACACUAAAUGCCAAGAUCCUUGUCUAUCCUCCAAUAUGUGUUCUGCAGAUCAAGAAUGCAAAGUACUAAACACAGUUCCUCUUCGUACAAUGAUAUGCAGUUGCCCACCAAAUACCAUCACUAAUAUAAAUGGAUCAUGCAAAAAGAUUGUGCAAGAGGAUGUGCAAUGUCAUCAAGAUCAAGAUUGCAUUGAUUCUGAUAAAUGCGUGGAAGGAACUUGCAUCGAAGCUUGUCUCACAACCGAAUGUGGAUUGAAUGCACAAUGCAAGGCGAUAUCACACACCGGAAUUUGUUACUGUGCACCUGAAUUCACUGGCAAUGCUUAUAUCGAGUGCAUCAGAGUACCAAUAAUAAUACCACCACGUCCAGAAUGUUAUUCUAACAACGAUUGUUUCAAUGACAAACAGUGCAUAAAUUCUUUCUGCGUGAAUCCUUGCGUUGUUGGGAAUCCAUGUGGUAGAAAUGCAUUGUGUUAUGCAAAUAAUCAUAGUCCAGUUUGCAGAUGUCCUGCCAAUUACAUCGGUGAUUCAAAAAUCAAUUGUGAACCACCGGAAAUAGUAGCCGAGUGUAUAUCCAAUAAUGAUUGCGCAGGCAACACUGCCUGUGUAAACAAUUUAUGCAUUAAUCCUUGCAAUUGUGGUGCAAAUGCCAAAUGCAAUGUCGUAGAUCAUUAUCCAUCUUGUAUCUGUUCACCUGGAUACUCUGGAAAUCCUCAAUUGGGUUGUUUUAAACUGGAUUGUGAAUCAGAUAGCGAGUGCAACAAUGCAGCUACAUGUUAUAAUGGACAAUGUGUAAAUCCUUGUAUUCUGGAGAAUAAAUGUGCAAUAAAUGCAGAAUGUUAUGGUCAGAAUCAUCGUGCCAUUUGUCGUUGUGGUCCAGGCUACUUGGGCAAUCCAGAAAUACAUUGCGAAAGAGUGGAAUGUACAUCUAACUACGAUUGUCCUCGAAAUCUAGCUUGUUACAGUGGACGUUGUGUUAGUCCUUGUAUAGAAGAUUUACCGUGUGCUCAAAAUGCUAUUUGCUAUGUCCAAGAUCACGUGGCCACUUGUCGCUGCCCAGAAAAUAUUCCUGCUGGAAAUCCAUAUUCCUAUUGUACGCAUCCGAAAAAGAAACCUGAUGAACCAGAAUGCAGAAUCGAUAUUGAGUGUGCUGACAAAUUAGUGUGCAUUAAGAAUAAAUGUAUCGAUCCGUGCCCGGUGAUCAAACCAUGCUUACAGAAUGCUCGGUGCAAUGUUUUGGAUACUGUUCCAGUGAGGACCAUGACGUGCACAUGUCCUGAAGGUUGGACCACUGAUAUCGAUGGCGUUUGUAGACCAAUUCAAAUAACAAUAAUUGGCACUUGUACAACAAAUGAUGAAUGCAGUGACGGAGAAGCCUGCAUUAAUAGACAAUGCAGAAAUCCAUGCAAUUGCGGUAUAAAUGCCGCUUGUUACGUGCGAAACCAUAAACCGAUCUGUUCUUGUGAGGAAGGAUACCAGGGUAAUCCAAAUAUCGCCUGUUAUUCUGUAGAAUGUACACGCGAUAGUGAGUGUGCUCUGGAUAAGAGUUGUGUGAAUAACAAUUGCGUGAAUCCUUGUCUGGUCUCCGAUAAUUGUGGAGUAAAUGCCGAAUGUUAUCCUAAUAAUCAUAAAGCAGACUGUAGAUGUCGUCAAGGAUAUCAUGGAAACUCUCUAGAUCGUUGCAGAGUGAUCGGUUGUUAUAGUAAUGGAGACUGUCCUGGAGAUCAUUCUUGCAUCAACAUGCAGUGCAUCAAUCCUUGUGUGCACAGUAAUCCUUGCUCGUCUCUAGCUGAGUGUAGAGUAUUUAAUCAUCUACCUAUUUGUCGUUGCCCAAUUUAUUACAUUGGCAAUCCUUAUAUUGCUUGCAAACCAGAAGAACGACCAGAAUGUAAAGAGGAUAGUGAUUGUCCUAAUUUGUUGGCCUGCUUUGAUAAUAAAUGUCAGAAUCCAUGUUCUGUGGUGCAACCCUGCAGCGAGCCAUCGGAGUGUAGAGUACUUCCAACAUCUCCGGUUCGCACGAUGGUUUGCGUAUGUCCCAGUGGAUAUGUAAGUAGCGGCAGUGGAACUUGUCGACCUACCAAACCAAUUUUGAAGAUCGAAUGUGCAAGGGAUAGCGAUUGUCCUUCGGAUAAAUCUUGCGUGAAUGCGAUAUGCAAGAAUCCUUGCGCUUGCGGUCCUAAUGCAGAUUGUAGCGUUGUUAAUCACAAACCAAUAUGCUCCUGCAUACUAGGGUAUGAUGGAAAUCCUGACGUGGUGUGUACCAAAGUUGCUGGAUGUCGCACGAAUAGUGAAUGCAGCGGAUCACAUGCAUGUGUGCAACAUAAUUGUGUUCCCGUUUGCUCACCAUCAUUAAUCACUUGCGGAAAAAAUGCCGAAUGUCAUGGUAUCAAUCACAAAGCCAUCUGCGAAUGUCCACCAGGAUUCGGUGGCAAUCCGAGAGUCUCUUGUAUCCUUCUCGGUUGUAAGAGCAAUUCUGAUUGUCCUACUAACAAAGCUUGCAUCAACAAUCGCUGUGAGAAUCCUUGCGCGAAAAAUCCUUGUACCGGAAACAUGGAUUGUAACGUUUAUAAUCAUGUAAUCGAAUGUGCUUGUCCUCCUGGCUACAUUGGAGAUACCAAAGCAGGAUGUGUCAAAUUGACAGAAAAAUGUAAAGCAGAUAAUGAAUGUCCAUCCCAAACUGCCUGUUUCAAUGGUGAAUGUAUCAAUCCUUGCGUGAAGAUUGAACCUUGUGGAAUAAACGCGGAUUGUAAAGUACUCGAUACAUCUCCUGUGAGAACCAUGAUAUGUGAAUGCAUUCCUGGAUAUAGAGGAAAUGCGGUCGUCCGCUGUGAUAAAACGAAUGUAUGUGCAGUAGAAAAAAGUGAGAUUCUAGAUGAAUAUGGUAAUUGCGUCUGUCCACCUGGUUCAGCUAAGGAUGAGAAAGAAGUGUGUAUACCAUGUCGUAAACAGUCUGGAAUGAUAAUCAAUGAAGAAGGAUAUUGUGUAUGCGCUCUGGAGAACGGCAUGAUCAUCGACGAGUAUGGCCGUUGCGUAUGUCCAACUCAUCAUGGAUAUAGACUAGAUACAAAUGGAUAUUGCAAACCUGCCGACAUAAUCGAGUGCAAACACGAUGAUGAUUGCGCCGAUAACAGAUUCUGCGAUAAAACCAGUCAGACUUGCGAAGAUCCUUGUUCGAUUCAAUUAUGUGGUCUUUAUGCACUUUGCAAUGCUACUCGUCAUCAAGCUAUUUGCAUAUGCAUCAAUGGCUACAUUGGAAAUGCUUACACUCAAUGCUAUGACAAGAAUCGAUGGCGCACUGAUUUCCCCAGGCCAGAAAUGGUUGUCAGUUGUUUAUCUGAUGGAGUGCAAGUCGAGAUACAUCUCCACGAUCAGGAAUUUGAUGGCGUUCUAUAUGUCAAAGGUCACAGUAAGGACGAACAAUGCAGAAGAGUUGUCUCCAUUCCAGCAGAAACUAUGCACAAAACUGAAAUAUUUAAAGUAGCGUUCGGAAAUUGCGGACUUAUUCACGUAAACGGACAAGCCAGUUUUGUAUUGGUCAUACAAAAGCAUCCAAAAUUAAUGACAUAUAAAACUCAAGCUUAUCAUAUCAAAUGCAUAUAUCAAACCGGAGAACAAAAUGUUACUCUUGGCUUUAAUGUUUCAAUGUUAACUACUGCCGGUACAAUUGCUAAUACUGGUCCUCCACCAGUCUGCUUAAUGAAGAUUGUCACUCAAAAUGGAAAUGAAAUAAAUUCAGCCGAAAUUGGAGACAAUUUGAUGUUGCAAGUCGAAGUUCAACCUUCCACUAUUUACGGUGGAUUUGCUCGAAAUUGCGUGGCUAAAACGAUGGAAGAUAAAUUGGAAAAUGAAUAUAUCGUAACAGACGAGAAUGGUUGUGCAACAGAUCCAACAAUAUUCGGAGAAUGGGAGCAGAAUCCUGAGACACAGACAUUGAUGGCCAGCUUUAAUGCUUUUAAAUUCCCAAGCAGUGAUAACAUUCGAUUUCAGUGCAAUAUCCGUGUAUGCUUUGGACGUUGUCAACCUGUUAAUUGUCGAGGAUACAACGCGUUUGGUCGUCGUCGUCGAGACGUGAAUUCUGAGAUAAAUGACACGUCUUUAAGUAUUACAGAUAGCUACGAAGGACAACUUCGAGAAGAAAUAACAAUCCAGUCGAAUUUGAUAUUCACUUUGGAGAGGCGAGAAGAAAGAUUGACAGCAGAUCCAGCUGAAAUUCCUGCAGCUCAAAGAGUGGAAGACAUUUGCGUUUCUAUGGUUGGCUUUGUAAUAGCAUUAGUAAUUACAGCACUUUUGGCAUUAGUCGCUGUAGCUAUUGCUGUUUCGUGCUGGCUAAUGGCGUAUCGUCGCCAGCCAAAGACUGCUGGACCACUGCCACACCCACCAGAGUUCCCAAAUCCAUUGUUCACUACCGAAUCUGUAGCUGAACCGUCUCCUGAUUAUCAUCUAUCUUAAGUGUUCUAGGAUAAUUAUUAUUUUUUAACGUAAUUUUAUAAUUCUUAUUGAAAUGCAAUACAGACCACAAUUUUGUUUUUCUUUCUGGUCGGUCUUGUAUUUCUAUCAACGACUCUUCCAGUGACUAAAUUUCCGUUACUUUCUUCUGGAGGGUUCACAUACAACGUGUUGUACGUCGUUCAUUGUUAUAUAUGAGUACCCCAAAUUAAGAUAUAUAUAUAGAUAUACAUAUAAAUGGAUAAAUAAAAAUUGCGCGCGCGUAUGUGUGUGUGAGAGAGAAAGAAAGAGAGAGAGAGAGAGAGAAAUAUUUGCUAUUUAUGGUGAUGGUUUGCUUCCAUUAUCUACAACACAAUAGAACUUGUCUUCCGAUAUACUACUUUCCACUUCUUCUUUUCAUUUUCUUCUUCUUCAGUCAUUGGAAGAUUUGUUAAGCGUAACAGCGAAUUUAAUUCCCGUGUAAAGUCAAACGAAUUAGUCUAAUAUAGCUUUCUUAUGUCGUGCGUAGGUAACUGUACAUUUUCUCUAAUAAAAUACUAAUGUAAUAUUUUUAAAA
Messenger RNA from Apis florea (little honeybee), 55331 nucleotides. It is a transcript of the gene dpy, whose product is annotated as fibrillin-like protein dumpy. Lineage: Eukaryota; Metazoa; Arthropoda; Insecta; Hymenoptera; Apidae. Gene Ontology annotation, cellular component: nucleus. Gene Ontology annotation, molecular function: zinc ion binding; calcium ion binding. The record is from RefSeq and is a predicted model, not a curated record.